AUGGGUUUUAGUUUUCUACUAUUGUUAAUAUCACUAGUACCUUUGUCAAGAGCGAAAGGUAAGCGUGAAAAUAUUGAAAUCUACCCAGGGUUAGGCUUAUCGAUAAGAUCUUCAAUCCUUCUUUCACUCUCGCUUUGAAAAUGUGUUACCCACGGCGCUAAUGAUUUAUCUACUACACAGUAAAUGCAUCUAGUAUCUCUUGCCUCAGACUUUUGGAUAUUACCCAGUAAGGGGGGGGAGGGGGGGGAGCUAAACAGGGUGUGGUUUUCAGAGUCUGGAGUCUUAAACAGCGUAUACAAUUUCAAUAACUAGCGCGUUGAACAUGGCGUCUUUUUAAGCCGGAAGCCUUUAAAAUAGUGUGAAGAUUGGCGAUGAGCGGUCUACAUUUGUAAUACAAACAAUUUUUUUCCAAAAACAUCUAAUUCCUUAAUUUUUUUUUAAAUUGCUUAAUUAUACAUGCGAAACAAUUAAACAAAGGUCAUACGAUAUGGUCUCUUUUUUAAACCGGUAGCCAAAUGAACAGACUCUGCUGUACCUUCAUAAUUAUAGCGUAGUUCACACUAAAAAAGAUCCGUUAUUUAUAUCGCCCCUCUAAAUAUCAGAUUUGAAUUCUCACCAAAAAAUAGACUGAAAAGAAUCGGGGCUAUUUCAUGGCUAUUGGCUGUUCCGUUGUACAACGAUAUAACUUGGAAAGGAGUCUAACGUACAACGGAUAUGACAUUUACAGCCCCUCAUUUACCAAACAUGGCUUUAAAUUAUUCCGUCCUGUUUAAACAUCUUAUGCUCCUAACAAGAUUCAGUGAUAUCUAUGACUUUCUCAAGCGGUGGUUUGUGGUGCUCGUUUCUCAGAAUACAGUCAACCUGUGUACAACGGUCACCCUCGGAAAAUGGCAAGGUGACUGUUAUAUACAGGGUGACUGCUAUAUACAGGUCAACUUUGCAGAAACUAUAAGACAACUGAAAAUUUCGGGAAGUUGUGCGGUGACCGCUAUGUACAGGGCCGUUAUGUACAGGAUUGACAGUAAUUUAAUUACCAUUUGACUACCCAUUUUCAUCUGACUAAUGUUCGCACUGCCGUACAAAUUUUCAGACUUGCGGCCAGUAUCACCCUCUGUUGACCGCCGAAGCGCUCCCGAUGCUUUGCUUAGCGAGAUCUUUAACGAUCCGGGUGCUACAAGUCUAACAAAACUCACCUCCGAGGAUAGUGACAGUGACAUUGACGAUAUUUCCGGCUCAGGUUCUGAACUGUGGUCGGGCUCGGGUGAUCAGCCGCAGCCUUCCAAAGACAGUAGCACACAAAGUGAAACCGUGACGUCGAUCGUAUCACAACAGACUGCUCCAUCAACUCAAACCGAAACGACAGCAAGCUUAAGCACCGACAACUCAGACACUAACGACAACGACAAUAGCAAAGACAAUACUGUUACCAGUUCAAGUGAUAGCACUGCAAACUCAGUUGAUACCAACACCCCUUAUAGUGCUAACUCACUGAUUGAUUCUACCACAGCACAAAAUGCUCCUCAACAAAGUUCGACGAAUUCGUCCUCAACGUCAUCACCGGUGACGUCACAAGGCGCAGAUGUAAAUUUACCUUCUUCAGAGGAGCAGAGCCAAAAUAGCGUUGUACAAACAGAGGAGAAUGACAAAUCCUUCAAUGACACGUCGGCACCUAAAGCUGAUAUUUUCCCUAACCAAACUCCAAACACUUUGGAAACUGUAGCCGAUAAUCCUGAAGCGUCUUUGGUGAGUCAGCUGGCAACUCAAGCCGGAUUUGACGACUCGUCGUUGUAUGACCCCACGAUAGUGAAGAAAGCAAAUGUACCAGAUGCUUUAGAUACCCUGUCAGCGCCUGUAGGUAAGUUUGAUAGUACAUUUUUGAAAGAGAUAUUGGAGAAGAAACUAUUGUCGUCCUUAAUAUGAACAUGAUUCAAUGAAUUCGUGGUACAUCUCAUAGCACAACAUCAGAAUGUUUUUUUGUUUGUUUGUUUGUUUGUUUUUUUGAGAAAGGAAAGAGUCUAAUAAUCACUUGCUAAAUCGGGUUUGUUAUUAGUAAACUGAAUAUUACUAUGUUAUCACUUAACACAAGAUAGUCCACUUUCCACUAGAAAGAUGACGGAUUUGAUUGUACUGAUGAUGGUUAACUGCCACCAACAUUUACUUCCACUAAUAUUAUACACUCUUACACUCUUAUUACUAGUCUACCUGUUCAUUUUAUUAGCCACUAUCGAACAUUUUGCUCGAAAAGGCUUCUUGCAAUGUUUCCUAGUAUAUAAAACCUUCCGAAAACGCGUCACGAUCACAACACGGCAUGUUUUUGCUGCUUGCAAAUCCUUUUGCCUUUCCUUCUAAACCUCUUUGUUAAUCAAUAAAGAAAUUAGAUAGGAAAUUUAUUUUUAUUGAUAAGUGUCUUUUAAAAUCUACUGAAAACGCUAUUUAUUGCGAAAAUAAUAAUCCAAGGAUUACUCGAAAAAUGAAUAGAACUAAAAGAGAGUUUUUGAAGCCUUUUAUAACACCAUGUUUUAUCAAGCUCGUGUUUUAAACUUGAUAAAACACUCUUGCUCACUUAUUAAGUCAUUCUUCACUUUUAAAACAAAAGACAUAACCGCAUUAUCCAAUACCUUUUCCACAGAUAAUAAUAAAAUGGAUACUGAAGGACAAGUUCGCUCAUCAAUUCCUCAAGCGCCAUUACUCUCGCCCCAGGUCCCAGCCGUGCAAAAGUCGACUGUGGCCCAGCUCCCAUACAAAGGCUCUUUUCCACUACGGCUUCAUAAGUACUCACCAUACGCCAAGCUUCUCAAAAAGGGCUUAGUCCCAAAGCCCGGAACGGGUUAGUUAUUCGCGUGUUAUUUCUUGUUAACAGAGUAAGCCAAAGCAGCUUAAAAGCUAGUUAUAAAAUGCUGUUCAAAAAAUGUACGGCAGUUUUAGAUCAGACUAAAAUAAUUAUAUUUCUAUCAUAAAGUUCGCACCCUUCGUCUUGGAACGCGCUUUCCUAGUCGGGAAAUAAAGGCACGUAGCCAGAACAAAAAAAUCAACUGCAGUUACCCUUGGCAGUCUUCACGGCUCGAAGGCUAAUGGGACCACACAAAUCAUUGUAGGGGACGUAGUUCCCGGUGUUGUGGUCUAUCUUCAUCACUUACAUCAUCACUCAUCAUGGGUUGGGAGGGUUCAGUGGGCUCAUAAAUGGACUGAUAGCGGCUGCCAUCGGCGCCCUUAGUAUGCUGACGUCCGAGCCCACUGCAAAAAAAGCUAUGUAAAGAGGACAUGUAUGUUUGUCCUCUCAAUCGCGACAUUUACAUUUACAUUGUAACAGAUGAUACAAGAUAAUGUGAGAAAAAUGUCCGAAGGUGUCACAGAGACAUGGGCAUUCCCGCGCUUUGGGCAUCACCAUUCCCAAAACCCUAGUGAUAUUGGCAUCUCCUGUAACCCUAACCCAAAUCGCUAAGGUAAUAUGAGAAGGGGAUGCCCAUAUCACUAGGGUUUUGGGAAUGGGGUUGCCCAAAACGGGGGGAUGUCCGUAUCACUGUAACAAUGGGAAUAACUGCAGGUGUACGUUUAAGGAAAGUAUACGUCUUAUAAAGGCAGUUAACUAUAUGAACACUGUUGCACCACUUUAUGAUUUAGGGACUAACCAACAAGCUUCAAAGAAGUCAGUGGUGCCUGGGCUAACUGAUGCCGGUGGGCUACGACCGCUGCUAAAUACGCCCCAGCAGCAACAAGACCCAACAAACCCUCAGGGUCCUCCUCAAGCCCAGGCCCCAAAUCUCGAUGUUAAUCAAGCCGUGAAUCCAAUGCAGAUGCCCUUUGGCGACCAACUCCAGGCUCCACCUCAAACCUCUCCCCAGGCUGCUGUUGUCCCUCAACAAUUUGCCCCAGUUAACCUGACAGAUUCGAACUCCUUAGGUCAGAAUCCACAGCAAGCACUUGAUCAGGUUCAGGGUGGCGUCCCCCAGGCCCCUGAGCAGGCCUUCGCGCCUCAAGCCCCCGCGCCAUCUGAUAUGCAGGCGCCUGGAUCCGAAAAUGUUGCAGCUGCGUUUCCUAUGAGUAAGAGUAACUGUUACCUUUUCGAUACGAGAAAUAAAAGGUUGUUUUUACUUGAAGGUUGGCUGUGGGGAAUAAAAUGAACUUCCUAAAGCCCCAGAUAAGUAUGUGCUUCUUUAUUGCGUCAACGUUGUAGUUCACAGACAACGUAGCGGUAGUUUUCAAUUGAAGCAAUUCCUGACUCAAACUUUUGAACGUACGCAACGAAGCUAGGAAAUAAAUUUGACAGAGGCACCAGUAAUGAAAUUUAUUUAACCCUUGAUUAGGGAAUAGCAACUAUAUGCGGAUCAAGCAGGUUAGAUAUGAUCUCUUAUUAGCUUGAAAAUGAGUCGACAACAGUUUGUUAAAGCAGUAGAGACAUGAUUCUUUAUAAAGUGAUUCCCUAGCGUGUUCCAGGCGUUCAGAUAGUGGGGACAACGCGAAGAAAAGUGACCAGGGAAACAGCGAUCGAGGGGGUGGGGGAUGGGAGAGAGAGGACAAAAUAAGUGAACCCACCUGCCUCCCUCCCUCUGUCUCUCUCUCUCCCUUUCUUCCGCUUUCCUCCCUCCGCUCUCUACUCCUCGCAUCUCUCCACUGUCUGAACGCGUGGAAAAGGCUAAUAAUGCCCUAAUGCAGAAACUCACCACGUAAGUGGUCCACUGUACUCUUUAACUAUUCAAACUAGAAACGAGAUACGAGAUAACAAAUGAGCCAAGAAAAAUUCAUUUUCCUUUAUGAUUUUUAUACAGAUUCAACAAUAAACAACGAAAUGUUUCCCGGUACGCCUCAGGAGACGGCAGGUAUCCCUGCACAGGGUGCCCAGGUUGUUCCGGUCUAUCAGGGACUUAAGGCAAAGAAGCCACUGCUUGAGGAAGGUAAGCUAUAACCCUCUUCCAUUUAAAGAAAUAAAACGUUUAUUUUUUUAACUACCAAGGAUUUUUGAUAGUUACAAUUUGGGUGUAAAGACAGACAUUCAUUUUCAAAGAAGUAGAGAUGUCGUCGCCUUGUGAAUGCCAUAAGUCAAGGCUAAAAGCCAAUUGGUGCAUACUGGAUUUGCUUUGUUAUAGCGCGUUUAUAAAUUCGGUAAUGUUUUAUCAGUGUAAUUUACAUAAUUUAUUUGUUAUUUAAACACAGGUAUCCCAAACUCGAAAUUGUUUCCCUAACCUACAAAUGUGAAAGGAUUUAAAUAAGAAUGGACUAACCUUGCUUAAGUUGUUUGGUUUUUCUCCCCUGUGUGAUCUCCUAACCGAUUUAUGGCCAAUUUAUGGGUUGUAUUGGAACCGGUUUCGUCAUCGACCCUUCUUAUCCAGGGCCAUUUGCUUUGUAAUUGAAUGUAAUUCAGUUUACUUACUUGUUUAUAUUAUUUCGCCAGAUGAAUGCGAAGAUAUGUAUGAAACAUGCCCCGAAAUGAAAAAAAACUUUUACUGCACCAAUUACACUGACCUUAUGAAGAUUCAGUGCAAGAAGUCCUGCGGGUUUUGCGGUAAGAUUGACUUUCCUUGCAACUGUUUUAGUAAGGGUUUUCAUAACAGCGCUAAAAUAAAAUAAAAAACUGAUAUGUGAAAACAGCUGACUUUACGCGACGUCGCCACUGGUUUCUCCGCGAAAUGACGACUGAGUAACGAGCGCAGAAAUUCCAUACUGAUGACUCGUCACUACCCAGAUCUGGGUAGUGCUUCUGAUUGGUUGAAAAUUUGCUUUAUCUGGCUAUAAAAAAAAAAAAAAAAAAACAAGCAGAGAAGAAAGUAAGUUUUGGAUGACACAAGUAAAAUAUCUCAUAGUUAUCCGUCCCCAAUUGUCAGUAGUUCAAUUUUAAUUAUUAUGGUUGUUUUCUUUUUUAUAGUACUGAAGCCCUCGUAUAGUUUAUUUGUUUAUUAUAAUAAAACAAAAAAUAUAUGUAUUUUUAGUAAAAUUAUAAAAGUAUAUUUAAGUUAUAUAUCCAUCGAUUAGAGAUAAGUUGGUUUGAAAUGACUCAUUCAAGGUCGAAAUCUGUCGUCGGGAAUAACAACGAUUCACAAUUCAACUACGUAAUAACUAUGAAAUGAUGAACAGGAAACAUUCACAUCCUCUUACGAUAAUAGCCCUUUUUCUGGUUUCAAAAUCUCUCUGUUUCAAAACUAGGCUAAGACAAAGUGUGUUGCAUUUGCUUGAGGAUGAAACAAUCAUUUUUAUAUCAAUGGUUUUGCACUUAGCCUCGCUUUAAAGAAGAGGCUUGGGGCAACUUAGAAAUGGCGUAUUGACAGAAAUUUACUUGAUCCCCCUAUUUACAGAGGCCAAAAAACUGAAAGAAGAGUCCGAAUCAGGGUACGAUGAAUCAGGUUCAACCAGUUUGUAUUACGCUGACGAAAUGUCCGGUUCUGGUUCAAGUGACUGGAAAGACGACGAUGACUAUGGUAAGAACUAUUGCUUAUGAAAAUGACACUUCCCCAGUUCCCUCUAGACUGCUAACUUAACAUUGCGUGACUUUUCGUUAAAGUUCAACCUGUUUGUCCUAAUAGUUGCAAUCGUCUAAGGCCCCGGUUGUUCAGAAGGUGGAAAAGGUUAUCCAUUAGAUAAAUAUCUACAUAGUGGAUAACGCAGUAAGUGUCCCUAACACUUAACUUACCCAGAGGACAGUGCUAUGAAAACAUAUGAAAACACCUGUUUUGAGAUGCAUGCGGAACUGUCUGGACUUAUAGGGCGAUCUUAAUGGUUCAAUGUACCGAAGAAACCAUGUAAUUUAACCCUUCGUUCAUUUUUAAUUUCCGUUUGUCAAAACUCGUGAUCAUACAUUCCCUUACUGAAAAAAGAACUUUAUCCAGGAGUAAAACUGAAACACAGCAAAUGAUUUUAAAACCAACAGACUAAAGGACGCUUUCCGUGCUCAAACCGAAAUUAAAACCCUUUUUCGGUCUAUAUAAUGCCGGCAAUAUUCCACGUUUUGAAUAGUUUCUUAGUGUUGCAUGUGGGUGAAAUCACCAAAUGACGUAAGAAAAAAGAUUGAAAAGACAGUGAUCAAUAACCACACCAUAACACAAAAAAGAAAUACCAACAAUAGUUUGCACAACACCAAUAUUCAGCCUUUUAUUUUGCUCUGUUUAGAAGAGGAUGAAGAAGAGCCAGGAACCAGAAAGUCUGGAAUUCCUCAGCCAAUUCACAAAGUCUUAAUGGCCAAGUUUGCAGCUGGCUCCGGUUCAGGAUCAGGCUCGGAAAGUCCCGAGCUAGACGAAUCAUCCGCUUCUGAUGACGACAUUUCAGAGGCGUCUGGGAGUGGUGAAAUGGGCUCAGGCUCUCAAAAGAAGGAUGAAGUCCAAACUGGCGUGGCGGCGGCGUCUGGCUCUGGGGAGGCGACAGUUUCUCAUACUUCAUCGCCUACCCCUGGUGCUGCUGAGAUUGGGUCCGGCUCUGGGAGUCACCUGGCUGAAGGUAUAAAAACACAAUUACCGUAUUUAUUAUAUCCAUCCCUGCAAUGUGAUUGGCUCUCAUCAGUGUGAUUUAUUCACGAAUCCCAAUAUUUUUUGCUCUAAAUCACAUCUGUUGUAAAUCGCAUCAUUCUGAUUUUUGUUCUAUAUUGCAUCAUUUCUGUUUCGAAUACAAAAUGAGAUGUAAAAGGCUUUUUGUUUCCAUGUUUUAACAAACUGGCCAUCAGAUAGGUACCAUCAGAUUGGUACUGACUGAAUUCUGCGAUUUCAAAAUGGCUAUAAUAAAGUGGUAAUUGAACUGCGCAAUUUUGGUCUGAAAUCAUACUUUUGAUUUCAAAUCGCACUCGCGCGCAGUCACGCGCAGUCACGCGCAGUCACACGUAUGAUCUCAGACCAAAUUGUACUCCACUCCAGUUCAAUUACCAUUAUUAAAUUUUACAUUGGUUCAAACUAAAAAAUCCUCAUACCAGUGAAUAAAUAUUUUCAUUUAGUCGAGGAAGGUAAGAUGCAAGUCCUGUGUAAAAUGCCCGCGUGGGAGGCUAGUUUAAAUGGCCCUUAAAAUGUUUUCUAGUCCUAGAUGUGACACGGCUUAUGACGUACAAUUUAUUCUGCAGAUUGUUUUUUUUUUCUAAGCGUAACGUACUUUAAUUGUUGUUAUUAUAGCUUGCAAUUGUUGAUUUCAUCGAAAAAUUUUUGUAUGAGGUAUUUCAAAGGGAAUUUCUUGAUUUGAUUUUUUUCGAUUCCCUCAUAAUACGCUCUGUUCGCCCCCGAAAUUUUGCGUAAGUCAUUGUUUUGAAAUAGCAGUUCUCCCAGGGACAUUUAAAAAUGAAAUUUUCUUCUAAAUUUGGGAGGAAACAGAGUAUGUUUUAAGGAAUUGGAUAAUGGAGAGGUCUCCAUGCCACGUGACCUUAGCAACAACGUGAUGAGGCUUAUAUUUCUCCCUAAAGAUCUUGCGACGGGGACUGUCAGCAGAUUCAACGAAAAACACAGCUCCAUUCCACGACCCCCUCCCCCUGCUCCGCAAGUAUCAGUAUAUCCAAAGAUUGAUCUGAAAGAGAUAGCAAAGGCUGUCAACAUGUACCGUGGUGUUGCACUUAAAAUGCUCGGGGAGGCACUCGAGGGAGCUGCCGAACAGAAGGAAGAGGAACUCGCGAAAAAGUCCCACAUUCCGCUUCCACCCGCUACCGGCAUUUUACAGCAGAUGGGAUUUCCCAUUGGGUAAGUUCGAGAUGAACACUGAUAUAUACCAUGUUCACGAUACGCGCCAUCUUUGCGCGCGCUUAAGGAUAGCCUGUGUCGCAGACGUGAUCGAACCCCGGUUAGUGACGUCUGUGAAAUACGGUCGAUAUCUUUGUUCUGUGGCCCAUACGGACUCAACAAGUUAGAGAUUUUCGUGAAAAAUCAAGAGGCAUUUUGGAGAAGAGAACCCAGACUAGGGAAACAGUUUUCAGAUGACGUCACGGCGGCCAUAUUGGUGUUCCAAAACAAUGGAACGGCGGCCAUGUUGGUGUACCUAGACAAUCCUGUGGGCGUUGAAUUCUUUUCUUAUGUAAAAACUUUCUUUUGAUCAAAUAAAUUAGCAUAGAUUCUGGCCACGUGAGUGAAAGCGCUCUAUUGCCGCUUAACUUUAAGGUAUAAUUUGAAUUUUUUUCUCUUGGCGUGACGUUCGAAAAUCAAGACAAAAAGAUGCGCGACAGAUGAAAUGUUCAUCACAUGUAAAAACUAUAACCGUAUAAAGAAUGUACGUGAUUGCUUAUUUAGGUAUGACGAAGGAUCAAAGCGAAACAUGAUUCCCAAUACGACGCCAGUUUUUAAUCCGAUGGAUCCCAACUAUGGCAUGCUGGGAUAUGGCAAUAAUGGCUACGCGUAUAAUUACCCACAAGCCCCUGCACUUAAUGAGCCUUUGGCCGAUUUUUACGGCCAGUACCAGCAGCAACCAAAUAUGGCAAGAUCAGAUAUCAUGGCCACACCUGGAGAAGAACCGCCACAAAGCGACGAUGAAGGGGCAGCUCAGGCCGAGCAACCUGAGGAGAUUCAACCCGUUACAUCUCCUGCAGACGAAGCUAAGAAUGCGACUGCAAUUGAGACAGAAAAACAGGUGAAAAUACCGUGAUAGAUAUAGAAGUUAAGGGAACGUUAAUAACUUACCGUAAAUGAUCUAACUGACACACCGUCUCUACAAAUAAACGCCUCUUGUCCAAUAACCGCUCCCCUACGAUAUUAAGUUUGUAUUAGACGCCCCCCGUGUCUAAUAGACGCCCUUCAUUAUAGUUACUCAAUAAUACUAGGAAACAGUGAAACGGAGCAAAAUCAUUCAAUUUAUUCAGUUUCUUGGCUGAUUAUGUAUACCAAGGGCUUGCACAUUACAUCUUUUUCAAUUUCAAGUUUGAAAUGAGUAAGAAUACGCUAACGAUGACCCUGAAAGAGGAUUCUGACAUCGGAAUUGAGAUUUGACUGAGAGCGAUAUGCACGAAAGAACUCCAGAAGGCCCACAAGUAUCAAUGGGUGGACUAAAUAUCUUUGUUUGUAAACUCUUUUGGUAUUUUCGCUGAAGGCAUAUAAUUUUUGUUGAGCUUGUCACAGUUAUGCGAAUAAACGCCUUUCUAAAACGCCUUCUAUCUAUAAGCGCCCCCCGCCCUCCUCUCGGACCCAGGCGUCUAUUACAUGAUGCGGACCUUAAGAUCGAGUUCUGGUCAUUUUACUUCAAACGACAAACUGCUGUUUGUGGUUAACGGUUUCACGUAACCCGUCUGCCCAUAUUUGGGACUUAAGAUUUGCGGGCGGUAGCUCGCGGCUGCCAUAUUUGUUUUCCUUCAUCCGUUUACUUCUAUUUUAGCUGAGAAACUUUCCUCAAAGUUACGUUUUUUGAAAUAGAAUUCGAUAAUCAAUAAGCAAAAGAGUUCUAAAUAGUCGUAUUUCUUCUCAAACAUGGGAUUGUGAUGUUUUAGGGUGCAAAAAACCUUGCGGUAAAUCACUCACCUCUGAAGCGUGGUCUAGCCGUACAAACAUAAACUUCAAACCGCCAACUUGACGGCAAGGCCCUGGUCACGUGACUUCUUGAUGUUCGCGGUUCGGAAGAAAUGCCGAAAAACCUUAAUUAAUCUUAAGGUCUUUAAUUUAUUGUACUAGCCUUUACGUCCCCACCGCAGUCAAAUGUUGAAGGUGUUGUUUAUUUAUUUCUUGUGAUUUUUUUUUGAACGCUUUAUUCACUGGUUUUCCAUUUACCAUCGAAUAGAAACAUGGGCAAGGAUGUUUAAAAUAAUUUUUCUUAUGUAGCCACCUUAUCAUUUUUCUCAAAAUAUUGAUCUUCUUUAGUUCUAAUGAGAAUUCUUUGCGUUUGAGGGGGAAAAAUAUGCUGGCAAUUCGGGCCGACGAUAACAACAGUUUCAGUUUUCAAACGCUUUUAAGUGUAGAUCUGGUAAAACCUAUCUUAAAUUUACUACCGUAUUCGUUAUAUCUUUAACUGUAAACAGUGAAGUUAGCAAUCUUAACUUUGAAGUACUUUGCCUAGCUUUUGCCUAUUUUUUUCAUUUGACCACGGUAAAAUGUACUUUCCCUCCUCCCCUCAACAACCAGAGUAUAUAGACGUCUCUCUCCCUGAUUUUAAGGAGGUGAGGAGGCAGAUAUAGACCAGCUAAUAACAUAUUUAUUCAUUUAUUUAUUUUAAUAUGUAAUUAAAUUAAUGAUUAACUAACGGUAUUGCUAUCAUAGCUUCCUUCAGUGUUUUUUAAAUGAUACUGAGAGCUGCAUCUUUCAAAGUUUCUUUUUUAGCCGUGAAAGUACACCUCUUUGACUAUGGUAGACUCUCUCAUUUAUGGUCGGGACAAUUCACAAUUCAAAAUCGAUCAACUGGAUUGAUAUGCAAAACUCGAAAUCAACGUGCAUAAAGUUUAAUCCAAAUUUUAAUCUAAACCCUCUGUUCUUCAGGAUAAACCACAAGAAUCGCAAAACAAGACCACUGAGAGCAACAGCAAAAAGUCUGAGAUUGUUGACCCCUUCGAGUAUGUGCGAAACAUGGGCGAAGGCGCAUCAAUGGAGCCCAUUCGCUCAAAGACCGCCUCUAAUUUCAAAAACGCUGGUCACUCAGAUCCUCUGAUCUUGUGGAAGAAUUCUCAAUCCACUUCCAUGAAUGUUUUGGCAGAAAAGAAAAGUUCAAUUCCAAUACCAGGUAGGUAGAUUAAAAAUUCAAAUUGAAUUGAUCGUCUUGUAAUUCUUUAUCCAGAGUAAAAGGUUUCCCUAUUGGUAUGAGGUCAUAGAAGAUUUUCAUUGUGUUUCCCAACCUUUUACCCCGUUAAUAAAAAUAGGAAAAAAUGAAUGCAACUGGAUCUGUUGCAGGGUUUUGUCUAGGAUUUAUCGUUUGGGGGAGAAGUCCCUAGUGGCCAAAGGCAUGCCCCCCCGGAAAUUUUUUGAAAUGAAUAUGCGCUGAGAUGCAAUCUUUUGCAUUUUGAGACCAUUUUCAGAAAUGUUACAGUGGUAUUUUAUUUUAAAAAUAAGAAUACUCCAUGUUCCUUGUUAUAUAGUGUCCUUAGACAGGGAAUACUUACUUCAUGUGCACUGACCUCGUCGCGUCUGGAUGAUUUUUUCGAUAUAGUUACUUAUAUACCGUAAUGAUAAAAAUAUUUGGGGGGGCAGCUUCUACCGCUCAAAUAUCCUAGGAAGAACACUGUGCUCGUAGUCCAUUUUCGCCAUUAGGGACAAAGUACAAGUUGAAUCGAACAUAUUUUGUCUCAUAGCCAGCCAGAACCAGCCCUUUAUGCCAGCCUUCCCCGACUCGCAGUCACAAUUCACUCAGGGGCUUGAGCAGCCGCAAUUUAGAUCAGAUAUACCGCAACAAAACGCGACAAGUGAUGCGUCUUACAUGACGCAAGCAGACUCAGCAGUCUCACCGGUCUUUCAGCAGUAUACACCCCAAGGCGAGGCUUUGACACAAAACCCUGAUGAUGGAGUUUCUGCGAGUAAGUUACAUAGCAUUCUUCAUUGAAAUUCAAAUUGCAUGGGCGGAGAUUAUAAUGCAGGAACACUUUGCAGAGAUAUCUUACCUGUUUGGCCCUGUCAAAUUCGCGAUCAAGCAAAUUAGGAAUGCAUAUGCGCAUUUGUCAACUAUUUGUAAGUUAAGUGAUUUCAAUACAGAAUGCCUCCUUCCCUAACUUGAUCACAAAAGAAGGGCCUUUUAUACUUCUAAAAGCGCAAUUAGGUAAUAUAAAAAUGAGUGUAAAUUAUACUGUUUUCAAAGUAACUGGCAGCGUGAAAUGAUCGAUUUACGUACCCUUGUACAGAUCGUAUUUAGCCAAUUGUUCAAAGUUGUCAACGAAAAGAAUAAGGACGUAUAAGGAUAUACACGUUUGCUCAUAGCAAGAAAAUUGUGCAUACUGCUCAUAACACGCGUUCUUUGAUAAUAUACAUUUUCGUCCUUUCGCGUCAAUUAAAAAAACAACAAAAAUACUGUACGUGGGAUGAUCAUACCUCCUUAUAUUUUUCAUUUUACGCAAGUGGUAGUUUUCUAAUGUUCCGUUUUUUGUUACUAACAGGAAGUCAGAUUACCCAAACUUUUGCUGGUCAACAACCCCAGGAACAAGGUAUGUCAUUUCAUGUGAGGCUAAAACUGCAAGGUUAAACUUUAUACUUAUAACAUUUCAAGGGGUACCUGGAUGUUUCGUUUUGAAAUGAAAUGCUUUGACAAACGAUGUGCCUAUUAUUGUGCUUAUUAUGUACCUAUUAUCAUUGCUAUUUUGUGCCUAUUAUUGCUCCUUAAUUAUCUUGUACAUGUGGGAAGGGAUAAUCUAAUAACCAAAAUAUUGAAAAUGUGAUCUUAAUAAGACUGACGAUGUACUGAACACGUGUACUAUGUAUUGUUGAUAAGUAGGAAAAAGCGACUUCUCCGAUAGAUGUUAGUGGUGUGCUCGAAGUAAACAAUAUCAAGUCAUGACUUUCGCAUUCGCGGUUCUGUUUUGCCAAACGGUGUCCUUUCUUUCAACAAUGUCCAAAGCAGCACUUGCACCUGUUCUUUCUCUCUUCCCAAAGCCAUUAAAAUCAUUUCUCGAGAGAUAUUUCGGUAAGGAUGGAUGAUCUGGAUCGUUUUGCUUUAGUAUCGAACAGUUUUGUUGUUAUAUGAUGAUCGAACUGAGUCAGGUUUGGGUUUUACUUUGACGAGGCGGGUGUCCAGAGUUUUGUUUAUAUGAAUCCACAGGCUGAAACGGAGGAGGAUUUGUGAUUAACCAAUUUAAGAUUUAAAAAAAUCAGUCCUUUAUCGGUGGGUCGGUUAAAUAAAGCGUUAGUUUUGUUCCAAAUUAUAAACACCCGUAAAUAAUGCCGUGUAGACGUUGUAAAAGAAUAGUACAACUUCUCCGUGCUUUUCAUCCUCAAAUAGCAAUUUUAACACGAAAGUAACAAGAAUGUUUUUGGCGGGAACUAUUUUUUUCUCUACCUUCGCCUUUAACUAAUUACUAAACAUGGUAUAGAUCUCCUUUUAUUGAUUAACUCAUCAUUGAUCACCUCUUUUAGGACUUUUAUUCAUUUCUUCUACCUUUCUGAGAAAUAAGCUUUGUCUUCAUUUUUCUCCUCUUUUUCACUCUUUUAAUCCCACUUGUCACUUGGGAUCACUUUUUCGUUUCUUUCUAUGUGUUCUUAAAUCACCUCAAAAACUGGUUAAUUUAUUUCUUAGGUAAAUCCAAAACACAAAUAAAUACCGUUGAUUUCGCACACAAUGACGGACCGUUCACUAACUCAUGUUCGCCACGUAUACUGUAUGCUUGGCGAAAGGAUAGCUCGCAAGGUGAAAAACGUAACACGCCCCAGCACUCACAAGGUUCAUAGCCAGCGAACGUUUGACUUGUGUCAGAUGCUCAAACAAAAACCGGCUGACCUGGUCUGCAUGGCAUCGAUUUGGAGAAGUCGGUUUGUUCUUCUUAUCAACAUAUCAACAAUAGGAUAUAUUCUCAACUGCUCGCAUUGUUACAAAAACUUCUCUAACAUUAGGUCUUCAUUUUCCUAACAACUAAUAGGCGAGCAAGAAAGCAACUUGAGAGAGUUACGAAGUUAUUUUCCCCAAGACGAGUAACUUUGGCUCGCAAUGGAGUUAGAAAACAAGCUUUGCUAGCUAGCCGCCGUCAGCGAUACAGUAUACGACGGACAACCACGACUUGACGAGAUCAACAGUUUCUUCAAUGAAAAAUAGUAGUCCGAGUAAAUAACUGCAACAAAGACUGGUGCAUGGAGAUAAGGGGAUCCGACCUGAUGAUAAUUUUUGAAUUAAAAUCACCACCCUUUCUUUUUAAUAAAAAUAGUGGGAUACCCUUAGAUAACCAAUUGAUUUUCGAGGAAUAAUUCCUGCAUAAAAUGUAACUAUAUAACAUAGCUAGAUGAUUAUUUCACUCACAAACAUGGGAAAAAAACUAUAACGUGAAAGUUGUAUGACGUUAUGUUAAUUUAAAUCCCAGGACAAGAAGAAAUUUUAUACGCAUACAAAUCUUCUUAAAGUCUAUUGUAAGUAGUGACUACGACACAAUGAUAAUUCCGUUUGCCUCUUCGGCACCGUUUAGUACAAAGUUUAUCAAUUCAGUUGUUUAAGGUGGGUAAUUUAAAAGUACUUGAUGUGGGUCUAACAGGAGCCUUUAACUUGGAGCGUGUUAUAUGCUUGCGUACUUGCCGAAAUCAAUUUUGCGUGAUAAAUAAAUAUUAUCACAUUGAAAAAUUGUUUGCGUACACUUUUCGUCACGUAUUCAAGGUUAACAGUGGCGACCAUGCUCCCUUAUCCGCCCUAUCGCUUUCUUCUCAAACAAAUCUUCGCUCUCAUUUUUGGCCUUAAUAAGUACGUAAUUAAAAAUGAUAAUAACGGAAAAUUUACGAAACAUUUUCUUGUGUAGACGGGACAUAAUUGGUUUACGUGAACUCUUAGGGUUGCCAAAAUGUGCACAAAAUUUAUCUAGGCAUUGACAGUUUCAGCUAAUGGACUCCUGGCGCGAAAUAAACAAUGUGUGAUUUGAGGACGUUCUGUGAUAAAUAGUAGGAUUAUAAAGGCCAGGAUGUUCCUGGCCUGACCAUCUUUCAUUGUUUUUCUGAUGCACCCACGCAUCGCAUUGAGGCGUGGGUGUGUCACGUGGGUUAUCAGGGACUCCCGCGUAUCAUGUCUAAAUAGGUGCUCGUCAGCCAGUACAACCUAAAAAAGUUUGAGUAAGUUAAGUUUCUUAUUAUACGUUCAGAAGCCUCAAUUCUGUUUUUGUUUUUGUUUUUCUUGUUCUUUUCUGUUAUCCAUUUUAUGCACUGCAGCGUACAACCUAUAAUCCUAGUUUCGUCUUUUUCCUGUUUCGUAAGAUAGGUUAUUAAUGUUACAUUGUUGCCAUAUGGUUAUCAUCGUUUUGACUACGGAAUCAAGCGUGUCGUUUUUGUUUAGAUCAACAAUUGGCAGCAUAAUUUCCUUGAGAUGACAGAAAUGCUGAGUUUUUAUUCUAAAAUGGAUAAAUAGUGAUUUCGAAAUUCAUCGUUAUGGUUGCAGCCAGAUGGAUUAUUAGAAUGGUUUUACAAACCGUUAAACCAUGGCUCAGUUUGUACAGAUUCUAGCUACAUUGUAAAUAAAUUGUAACCUCAUCAGUAUACCUCCCGUAUAGUAUUUAACUAAUUGGUUUUCGAUUAGCAAAUUAUUCUUUCACUUAAAUGUCCUAGCUACCCAACUAACAGGUUUAGUUAGCAGUAUUUCUUCUUCUUUUUACACAAUGUGCUUGUAGAUACACGGUUGCAAUUUCAGGUGGUGUUUGUAAAAAUGUGAAAUAAAGCGCUAGGUUUGUGUUAUUUGAGUUGAAUUCCUUUUUUUAUCUGCCCAUGUAAGUCGUUUCAUAGAAACUAAAUAAAAGGUAUGCCCUGGACUUUAUCCUAUUGAUGUUCCUCGAAAAGUAUCAAAUUGUUACCUCCAAUAAAUUAAAACCACAGUGGCGGUAGAAUUCAGUUGAUGUUGUAUAUGAUGAACUGAGAGCAUAGAGGGAUUUUUAAAAUUCAUUUUAAAAUGUUAGGGUAUCUAGAAUUUUGAUUCUUGCACUUUUUCUGUUAAGUUAUAUAUUUGCUGCCUUAUGUCUUUUUCAAGCCCAGCAGGUUGGUAAUCGUCGACAAGCGAAAUAACAGUGAAGUCGAUUUGUUUUUUACCAGACCACUAUUACAACAAAUCCACAGUUUAUUGGGAAUAUCGUCUUUUAAAAAAGUUACCAUAUGUAUAACAAACUCUUUGUACAUCAAAAGUUUGUUCUUUUUGCUGUAAUGAUAAUGUUAAUAAGACUUUAUUUCCAGCAAUUUUACUUGAAUUUGUUGUAACGAUGGAGCUCUCCUUUGAACCUAUUAUAGUAGUUAUCAAACGGUGUCACCCUAUAUUUAUAUGGAGAGAGCAUUUUUACCAGGCUCAUUGACCAACAGAGAGUGCAAAGUGCAACCCAUUUCUAAGCCUCUAUAAUCACCACUAUUGGUACCAAAUAAACAUUAACUAUGUAAAAUCUAUUUAUUUAAAGUGAUACUUAGCUAAAGAAAAUAUUGUGACACUUUUUCUUAGCUCAGCGGUUUCACAGUUAAUAGCUCAUGUAGUUAGUUUCGUUAAUCUCUGAUCUUUUCCGUAAAGCCUUGCUAAUAAGCCACGUCACGUUUCUCUCAAAUUAAAGCCGGGUCCUAGAGGGAUUCUAUAGAAUGGUUUUUGCUGUUAACAGUAGGGCCUUGAUUGCUCUUCGUAAAAUUUAAUUACUCGUUCAUAAAUUAUUGGGACGUUUCAACUCAUCAGACAACUUGAAAUUUCUUGUAAUUAUUUGGUAAUUGGCGGUUAUUCAAUGCUUGAUUAAGAUGCUGGUAAAGGUUUUAACGGUGUUUGUUCAUGAGUGGUCUGAAGGGCUUUUCUGUUUGGUCGCCGUAAUGUGAAGGCCAUGACUUGAUAUUUUUUCUCCCAGAAGACGGUGAAAAAUAAAAUAUUCUUGAUAUCCUUUGUUUUUUGGGUGCACAAUGAUAAUAUAUCUUCUGUUUGAGACAACUAGGCACCAGAUAAAAUCAAAUUUUGACUGAUGCAAAAUCGCACAAUAUUAAGACAUUAAUACUGGCAACCUAACUUCCAUUUCUAUGUUAAGUGUUUUGAAAACAGGUCACCAAAGAACAACGGACAACGACAACAUUCUUAUUCUUUUCUUUCCUUUCCUCCUUUUCUUUCAACUUACUCUUCCUUGGGGCAGUAACACUGUAAAAUCUCUGGUCGGUCUUUUACUUUGUGGUUUCUAAGGGAUACUACACUCUAUGAGUUUCUUCUUUUCCCACUCAGUGACGUAAACGUGACAUUAUUCUUACCUGAUAACCCAUAGGACAAUUAUUACAGACAGCCAUUACUCUAUAAGAUAGAAAAUAGUGGUAUCGAUGGUUUUCUUAAAACAGUAACUCGUAACAUACUACGUAAUCACCCUUUAACCUUGAUCGUACUUUGUUACUGUUACACAAAGUCUAACCAUUUUAAAUGGUAACUAUUGGGAAUUAAUUACCGCUUACUGUUGUAUGAGCAAUUUUACCUUGUUAAUUAAAACUAAAAAAGGCCUAGGUGGGGACUCUUACUUUUUACUUUGCUCUAACAACAAAUGAUUUUAAAAAGUCGUCGUUCAAAAGAAUCUUUUACAAUUUUCUACCCACGUAAAAAGGAAUGAACAAAUCCAAAGGGAGGUUUCUCAAGGGCAUCCAAUAAAAAUUAGCAGCUCGUUUCUUACCAAAUCUAAGAUUCAGGUUGAGCGCGUGCUUUCAAGAAAUCAAGGCCGAGUACGGAGCAUUGUUUAAAAUCACUGAACUUAUCCACAUUAAGAAAAGAUCAAUAACCUGCUGUCCAAAAUUGUCAUUUUAUUUACUUAAUCAAGUUCUUAUGGUGGCUGGUAACAGUUGCCAACGUGUUUCAGCGCUAAAUCGAGGUGGAUCGAUGUUACGGCUACAAGUUAUAGAAUUUUUCGGACGUUGCAAGUUACCAAUGCAACAGUAUACUCAAUUAAAAGCCACUCAUUUUCGGCGACUUCUUUUCCUUUUCUUAUUAUGGAAUUUUAAUCAGGGUGCGAAGAUUAACCCAUUUAAAAAAUAAUUUGGGUUCAAAAAAUGAGUGGGCUUAAAGCCAGCUUUUCAAGGAAAUGCAACAACUAUGAAGAUUUUUUUUUAAAUUGGCAAACAUUUCUUAUUGUAACGGGCCUAUCAAAAUAUUUGGAGGGUUUUAACUACAGUUACACUGCUGCUUUAAAACAUUUGCCGUCAUGAAAAUAACCAUGAUAAUGUUUUCUUUAAUAACUGGUUUUUUUCGGAAGACGUUACCUUAGCAUCGCUGGAAAAAGGGGGUAGUACUGAUCCAUCAAAGAAUUAGAAAAAUGCUGUAAAGCGUUGUGAGCAACCUUAACAUUUAAUGUUAAGUUAACAUUUCGUCUUUAACGGUUAAAUUAUCCAGUAAGCUCCGUCUAGGUCAUUAACUGUAAAGAGCACUAAGGAAUAGCUCACAUGCACAAUUGUCUGCAAUUUCUAACCGCCUCUGAAAUCACGGGAAUGGCAACCACUAUUACUGCAAAAUUAUAGGUUGAGGUUUUGUGGUAUCCAGAAUAAUCUAGGUCUAGUUGGCUGAGGCUGAUGACACUUAUCGGCACUUAGGAUUUUUCCAGAUAUCACAAUGAUCACAAAAAGAGAAUCUGAUAAUUUUGUCGUAUUAUACAUUGUGUGAAGAAAAUAAUGUCAACGACGUCGUUGAUGGAGAUUAAUUUGUGUGCUGAUUCCUCUUACACGACUAGAAAAAAGAAAUCGUGACCGACCGAUCGUGUACACACUUUCGUCAAAACAGGUUGCCAUUUUCAAGUCAGUUAAUGCGUUAACAGGAAGAAGCUUAAAUAACUGUCUUUCUGAGGGUCCCUUUUUGAAUUAGGGAAUUCUACGCAUAUCUGAUGAGCACUCAUUAAUUAUAAAGAUAAAACCUUAAAGCAUUAAAAUAACAUUUAAUAAUUACCUAACUCUUUUAACUGAUUUAUGCAUGAUGCUCCUGACUUGCGUUAGGUAUAUUUGCACGUCUUACGGGGCAGCGAAGCAACUCUACUUCCGCUGAUUCUAAAAACACCAUCCCACAAAGCAUUGUGGGAACUAGGUUAAGGGUGGUGUCCCAUCAUGCACCGCUUCCAGGGUCUUUUCCAUUGUCGCUGCGCAAGAUCGUUCCCGGCAUGGCUCAGAAGAAGGAUGAACUGUAUAAACAAGUACAGGAAGGUUAGGGCAUGUUCAAUCACAGACUGACCAAUACGUUUAAAACAUUCUGACGCAUAGACAGACCAAUAAUCUGAGAUAAUCAAAAAGAGAAUUUUACUAACCAUUGAUUGAAAAAUCAGCAGGCUAAAUAUGGGCUGGGGGGUGGUUUCGUUUUAUUGGUAAUUGAUUUACUUUUGAAUAAACUAUGUUGGGCUUUUAAACGUCGACACAACUGCUUGUCAUGUUUGUUAAUGCUGCCAGUAACAUAUGAUAAAAAAUAUUUUUAUUUAAAAAAAGGAAAGUAAACUGAGAGGUAGGUCUCCUUGAGUCCUCCUUUGUAUCGACUCACAUAAAUUCGACUAACAAACCUUAAAUUUAAUAUAACACGAAGUAAUUUUGUUCACAUCGAAUUGAUCAAAAUUAAUCAAAUUAAAUUAUGAAGUAACUUACUAUUGUUUAAAACUUGUGCAUUUUAUCUUCUUUAUACACCUCGUGUUUUUUUCACUUUAUAAAGUAAACAGGACUAACAUAGAAAAUAGAAAUUGCUAUAAACUUGCUAAUUCUCACACAGUAAUACUAACACCUGUUUUACUAACACCGUGUUUUUCUAAGAUUUUUCACCUUUUUAAUUCAGAAAUCAAGAUGAACAGCGUUCCCUCUGGCACUUCAAACUUGGUUACGGGUCAGGUAACCAAAAAUCCCGCAAUGAGCAAUCCCGUCCCGCAACCCGCAAUACUGGCCAGACCAGGCGUGUCUCGAUCAGGUGUCUUACCAGGUAAAAUAUGAUUUUAAAAAAUCAAACUUCUCUGAACACUUUCCCCUUGAAACCUCAAGUUCUGUUUACCCUGAGGGAUUGUACCCUGGCCUAGGCACCCUCCUGAAAUGUGCAAUUUUCCUAAGCGGACAGUCAUUACAGUCAGCGGACAACUGACUGAGCGGCCGCUAAGCAUAACAAACAAGAUGGCGGCAAAACAAGCACCUGUGUUCAGUGCAUGUACGGUAGUCGCUUGUGCUCGGUUUCUCGGUCUGUGAGCUUUCACUGGUAUCUUCAGGUUCACCGUCUUCUGUACAGGGGAUAUCACUGGUAGGUUAAAGAACCUAACACUCUCGAGAACGAUUUAUAUUUCCUGCUGCAAUGUUUUCGUGCGUUCACGUUACAGUUAACACCCGGUAAAAGAACCUGUGAUUUUCUGUUUUCAAUAAGCUAAUGUUAUAUAAGAUACGCAGUGAGAAACGUCAUCCUGGAAAGGUUUUUAAAACCGUUUCUGGAGAUGUUGUUCAAUACCUGAACAUUUGUAAGUAAACAAUUUGACAUUGUUAGAUAUAAAUUCUAUGCUUCUCUUGUGCUUCAGAGCGCUUUCCAUUUGUCAAAAUUCACAGGCCAGCCCAUUCUCAUCAUAAAUGUUAUGCACAAAGCUAAGGAUAUGGUUUUUCAGCAAAACCUCUUGGAAAAAGUCUGUUUCAUUGCCGAAAUGUCUGGUGCAGCCAUGGUCUUCCCGGCCAGUUUUGACGUUUGGAAAGCGCCUUCAGUCAAGGAUGCCCACCACCCUCCCCCACAGACAUUUUUUGAGCAUUUCUAUUUUUUUUUUCUUUUUUUUGGAAAAGCUGCAAAUGCCCCACAGUCAGGCCAGGUAGUUCAUUCAAAAUCCCCAUGGUUGGGCUUAAAAAAAGUGUACAAAUGUCCCACUCUAAAACAACACCAGAAUUGCAUUUUCCAGUAAAUAAGCUGCAAAUGCCAUAUUUAUAAGAAAUCUAUGUGUGAAGCACCCUUCAUUGUGGUUAAUGCAAUCAUCAUUCAUUGUAUUUAAUGCAAUCAUCAAUCUGAUUAAUCUCAAUGACAGAUUUAUAGACUAUAAUUUUAAUAGUACCUUUCUUAUUUUUGAAGGUAUUUUAAAUAGUAAAAGACAAACAAACAACCGAGGAGCUAAACAUGAGUAUUUUCUAAUCAUGAUAGAACCGUUCCCUCAACCUAUUAAUUGUCGCAUUGAUCACACAAAACACGUAGUUUACAUUAGCUUUCAAAUAACUAAAAGAGUUUUUCUAGGCCUUUUUGCCUUUAUUACCAUUCACUCACUGAAAGAAAGUUUCUUUUCCUUUUAACUUUUCAUGAUGGGUUUAGACCAAGACUAACUUUUGUAAAUCUAAAUAAAACUGGUUUCUGAACCACUUGUAAAAAUUACAGAAAUGACAAAAAAUUUGCCUUAAAUUUCACUAAAAAAGUUGUGUUAUGAGUUUGGCUUGUGUAGUAGUCUUUAACUGUGAUGCAGGAAGGCAGGUUAAGACAUAUAGUUUCUGUAAGAAACAAAUUUAUUUUCUUCCAACUCUUUAUUGGGGAGGGGUGACUUCCAGUAAAUAACUUGUUAAGUUGCUAAAGCUUUGAUUCAGUGGCUCUACUAAUCUCAUGUUUUGUGCCAUACUAUGAAUGCUUAAGUUAAACCAUCAAGUCAAUGACCUUAGUGACAUUUGAGCAUGUAAUUCUCCAUGGUCACAUGACACAGUUUUUCUCAGCCAGAAAAUAACCAUGCUAACUUUUUCUGGUUAAAAAAAAAGUACAAUGAUGCUUUCCAGGCCGGGUGUCUAUUUUUUGAAAAGAUGUGAAAAAGCCUCAAGUUAAAUUUCAUAGUGGUUCUCGUUCCCGAAACUAAUGACUGUAAUGAUUUACCUUUAUGUUUGAAAUCGAUAGAUGCCUUUUUCACUUGAAGAAACUCAUUUGAAGUGUUUUUUGUUUCCUGCUGUAAUACUUUCCUGCUUUUUGUAGCUCAAAAUUCUCUUUCGAACUGAUUCUUGUCUUAAUUAAAUGCUUACUGCAGACUGCAUUAUUGGAUUUUGAGCACAUAUCCAACUGUUUUAGAUGGAAAACCUGAUUUUUUUACACUAUUGUAGAUGGCAUCGUAGUGUCUCUCCUCUGUCUCAGGUUUUACCUGCACCAUUGCACGAAUAUUUUACACAAGUUGACAAAAAAAAAUGAUCACCUUUGCAACAUCAAAAAAACAUUUUUAAGACGGAAUCCAUCAGGAAAUUGAGUAAUUUCAAUUUCAGGGGACAAAAACCUUCUACCAGAAUAAGAAGAUAUUGCGAUAUUGUCUAAAUUACUUAAACAAUAUCGCAUUCUUUUCUAUAGAUAUAAUUAGUUAUCUGUAAUAACACCAAAGACUAUUUCUCAUGGGAGCCUGAGAAAAUAAAUGUCAAAUUUCACAAGAAUUGUGAAAACACAGGUAAAAUUCUGACAAUUUCGUGUGUAAGGUGUCAUUUUGUGAAAUUUGACAUUUAUUUGCUCGGGCUCUCAUAACAAUUUUCUUUGGUGUUAUUACAGAUAACUAAUUACAUCUAUAGCCUUUGAAAAAUGUAAAAAAGAAUGUGAUAUUGUUUCUGGUACAAGGUUUUUGUCCACUGAAAAUAAAAAUUACUCAAUUUCCUGAUGGAUUUCAUCUUAAUCUUUUCACAGGGAGGAGCAAUUUACUUGGAGACAACACUGAAACAGCAGCAGCGUCAAUCAAUGAGGCGCUCACAAGCCCCAAGAUAAUCUCUGAGAAUCAACAUUCCGCUGAUCCAUUAUUUGCAUCGCUAAACUCACAGAUCACUUCAAACCCGGAAGUAAAACUCAACGAUGAGCCCAUCGACAAUUUUUUUAAUCCAGAAGUACAGAUCUCCGGAAAAAUCCCAAGUGGAGGAAAUUCCGGCAUUGUGCCAGACGCAACUGCGGCAAGUCGGGCAGAAGUUUCAAAGGCCACUGGUAAGUUAUGCAUGGUUCACCGGCACCCAACGAUGGUUUUCUCCCAAAUACAUUGAAAACACUUUUCAGGCUACCCAGAGUAUUUUUAGACCCCUAGAAAUGCAUUCUAAGCGGCGCUAUAAAAUUUGUAUCUGUUUGGUCAUCCUAGAGGAACUUGGCUUCAGUAUUAUUUUCCUGAAAAUUUUAGAUGCAAUUGAGGCCAUUGCGAAAGUGAAUUCCUCUCUUGUUUGCAUUUUGAAUCAAAACAUUUAAGGUUCCCUUUUUGCCUAACUUGGGUGUGAAAUAUAAAAAAUAAAAUAAACUUCAAAAAAUCGGAGAGAAUUUAUUAGGUAAGCUUCGAAAAUUGUACGUGAAUAGAACGGUCAUCUAGGAAUUUUAGCCAUCCUCAAAUAAUAAAAAAUUCUAGGCAACAUUUGCUUCUCCGAACAGAUAAUUUACAGAACACAGUUGUCGGGUCCCGUAGAUAGCCGUCGGGUUCAGUUUGACUUGUUGCCAUCCCCUCGGGCAACCCCCGGGACAAAUCCAGCCCUUCAGGUCCGGGUGGUGGGGAAUUGUUUGAAGCGGUGCUGUCCCAGGGUAGGAGGGCGGGGAAUAGACCAGCAAGAAAGAAAAACAAAUACAAAUCCCCCGGGGGGGGGAUGGUGUGUUCUGAGGGGAUGGUAACAGGUCAAAUUCAAACAUGCAUUAACAGAGUUAAUCUCUCUGUACAUAACACGUGUAGUUUUAGCAGAAAGGAAUGUCUCCCGCUUUGAAAUUUUAAUAAUCUUGGUCUCAGUUCAUUCCUUGGGUGUAAUUAUAAGUGAUUAAGUUUAUACCGAUACCGUAUUUCGACUAAUGAACAGACUCAUUAGUAAAUGCGACAGAACGAUUGAAAAAUUGAGGUACGUGAUUGAUACAGAAUUAUGGAUGACCAAAUAGUUAUCAAGUCUGUUAUGAUGAUGAUAAUGAUACUGAUGAGGAGGAGGACAAUAACGUCAAUGAUACUGAUUGUAGUGAAGGUAGGGGUCAUUAAAAAAAUUCAAUCUACUUUUGAUAUUCUUUCUUCUGUGUAGGUUCUUGGUAUGACAGUUGAAUGUUUCACUAUCAAUCUUAACUGCUCUUUAGGAUUUUCUUGUUUUGAAUUCAUGUCAUAGGAAACAACCCUCCGGCCACGGAAAAAGGAAUCGCAAAUGGAAAGAUUCCCGCCUCAAAUUCAGCUUCAAACCUGCCACCACUAAACCAUCUAACUGAGCCUGCGCAGAACCUACCGCCGCUGAACUAUGGUACUGAAAUGGCGGGCGCUUUGCCUCCGCUUAAUCACAACGUGGAGACAGCGUCAAGUCUGCCUCCACUGAAUCACGCUAAAGAAGAAGCGGAAAAUUUGCCUCCACUGAUGCAUGGAAUUGAGCAAGCAGCAAGUCUCCCUCCAUUAAACCAUGGUAAUGAUGCUGUACAGAGUUUUCAUAGCCUUCCCCCUUUGAAUCAUGGCACAGAACAAGCAGAGAACCUUCCACCCCUUAAUCACGGAAUCGAAACCAACAGACUUCCGCCCUUGAAUCAUGCAAAUGAGCAGGCGGGAGUAUUGCCGCCCUUAUUGCAUGGCGUUGAGCAAGCGAAAAACGCUCCAAGUUUAGACGAUUUUGAAAAGGAAUCUGCAGCAAGCGUGGAUGCGUUAUCAGCCUUCACAUCACAGACAAACAACGAUUUCAGCAAUAAGGGUAAGCAACCUCUUACAGAAUUUCCUUUACACUCUUAUUCGGUGUUAAAAGAUUCCGAAGAAAAACUUUACAAUGCUGACACUGCGAAGUCCAAUUUACUUCAGCCUAGCGAAGAACAAUCAGACGAGGAAACUGAUUCGCUUAAGAAUUACUACUACUCAACGAAACCUGUCGUUCAAGGAAAAGAAUUCAUUGACCAACAGCCGUAUGUAGCUGCCGACAAUAAGCAAACCAUUAACAGUUCUAAAAUCGAUACCGAACUAGCAUCGACAGAAUCCUAUGAAAAUGCUCAGUCAAAAGAUUCUGUUCCGUCCGCUUAUAAUGACGAGGAGGAACAUCAAAAACUUCUAGAUGCGGAUCGAAUGUCGCAAGGCAAGACAAAAUCAACCUCUUCAGCGUUGUUCGAGAAUAAGGAAUCUCAAGGUACAACACGUGGUUUAUUUUGAAAGUAUAAUUUCUCUUAUGUGUGAAAAGAAAAACAGCGAAUUAUCGUUGAUAAGUUUUAAUCAGUUUCUGUUAAUUUAUUAGUUCUCAGUGCUUCGAUAAGCCUAAAUAGAGAUAACGCCCAGAGAAAAAUAGUAGGUGAAUUUACUGACCUAUUUUGUGGAACUCCAGUGCGCUUAAAAUAUACGUUUUUCAAUCUCGGAAGUGGUAUUCGGAAAGCCCCAAAAGGAAAACAAAUCCACGGGAAAAAAGUUUGUUCCAAAAAAUUGAAGUAUAGUGUAACGUUAUACGACGUUUCGUUCUUUCUAACGUCGUUAUCAAUAACGUAAACCGUCAAGUGUCAAAGUUGUUAAAAGAGUUGAAGUUUGAUAAAUUCGAUGGCAUUCGUUCAUGCUUCAUGCUACCUUAACUCUUUUCACAACUUUGACACUUAACGGUUUUGAUUCUUGAUAAUGAUUUUAGAAACAUAGAAUCGUCUAACGUCUUGUUAAAUGCUUUGAAAAACAAACGUCCGUUCGGUCAGCAAUCCAAUGGCAUGAUUCCAUAUAAGCAGAUACCGUGAAACAUUAAAUUGAGAAAAAACACAUUGCCAUCAACAAUAGGGGCGGCCAAAGAUCCACUCGCGAAUUUUCUCCGCGUUUGGCAGAAGAAACCAGCACAAGAAUUUCGCCCCUUUUCUUCCCAACUGAACGAACUACGUCACACCACGAAUUCGCCCUCGGGCAAAAUGUUUGACAAACCAGCUACAAAUUACAAGGAUCAUGCGAGUGUCAAAAAUAACAAAGCAUCGCUAAAGCAAGAAAUUGCAAAAGAGAAAGAGCAGAUUGUGGACUCUCUAGGAAAACUAGAGCAGGGCCUAGAAGAGGCUCUUGCUGAAACAAGAGCAAACGUUCCAAAACCGGUUUCGAGGAACAACUUUGAUGAGAGACUGCGAUUCCAAGUUCAAGCUCCCAGUCCUGGUCCGCCCAACAUUCAAUUACCACGAGACAAAACCUACAAUCCACAUGACGAACGAUAUAACCCAACGCUAAAUUUACCAACUAAUAAUGUACGUCCGAGGUCCCAACUUUUAAGUAGUAGAACUAAUACGCCUCACGCUUGGCAUCCUCCAGAAGUGGCGGUAAACUGGAUGGCUAAUAGGUUUACUUCAGGACCGUACGUACCCCAGGGACAGCCUUAUUUAUCAAACGUACAAAAUUAUCAACCAAAACUUGACGACGAAUUCCAGCGCCUGGUGCCUAAUCCAGUAUCUAAUGAGUUGACCUCAAAUGUAAAUCAACAAGCCCAAAGCUUGAGAUUUAAUGAAGUAAAAACUAACCCAGUGAAUACUAGUCUAAAUUUAAUGUAUAAUACAGUUGACAAUCGACAGAGAAACGGUAACGAAAUAGGCAAUGGUGGGGUCUCCAUGACCAGCCAGCCUCCUUAUAGUAAUGACUUUAAUUCACCUAGUUCGCCUAACUAUGUUAACCAAUAUCUUAUUAACCCAGGUGACAUGUUACAGAGCUACGUUGGUAAACCUCCCUUGACUCCCCCUCUUGAGCAUGCGUAUCCGCAAAUGAGCCAUCAGCAUGCGGCUCUUCUCCCGCCAUUAAAUCACCAGGAACUUCCGCCUCUCAACCACAAUAACUUGCUAGCUGCUCCUGAGACCUCCAGGUAUACCGGAAGUGAUGCAAAUGCGUUGUCAAGCCAAGGUAAGGCACAUUGUAUUAACUUAAGGUUGCAAAGAAAAAUAAAAUAGCUGCAGCCUCGUCCACAGGUUAAUUUGCGUCAUGCGGGUAAGCGGAGAAGGCUUGGAACCGAGCGUGGCCCAGGCGAAUAGACUUUAUUCGAGAUACGCGCCAUCUUUGCACGCGCUGUAUGAUUGAUGGGAGAAAAGCAAUGUCACAUGGUAUUCCAGGGGCAAACAAUAAAGAUAAAAUCUGCCAAUAUGAGUAAUCGCGUGCGAGUUUUUUUAUUCUCUAAAAACGAGACGAUAUUUAUAGUCUUGCAAAAUGUACAGUUCAAGUCUCGACAAGUUUUACGUCAUUAUUUCUUGUUGUGAUGACAUGUACGGUCGCUAAUACAACCGAAUCACUUUUACCCAUAAUUCACCAUUUUUGUUUUUAAGAUAAAAUGUUCUUCACUUUCUGUCGUCAAGAAUAAACAAACACGACAGCGAUUUCUUGUAUUGGUAUUUUUUUAUCACUUGUUUGCCACCUGAGAAACUUCGUGACAUUGCUUUUAUUCCAUCAAUCCUCAAGCGCGUGGAAAGAUGGCGGGUUUCGUGAAUGAAGUCUAUUCAGCCGACAUGCUUGACGGGCGACGUCGCAUCCGAACUCGACGAGGACCAUUUGGUACGAGGCUGCAUAGCUGUUUUUAUUGAAACGCAUAAGCUACAUUUACACCACAUUUACCACCAUUCUUGAAUAUUGUAGCUUAAGGCACAUGUUGAGUCGUGAGUCAGCAAUUCGCUUGACCUAAUCCCUGCAUACUGAGCCAUUUCCGAGUUCCCCCGGGCCAAUGUAUCAAACGAGGUUAGGUGCUCAACCUUUGAUAUGGAAAUGAUUUUUCUUUCUCAAGCAAAUAGAACUCAUUUCCACAAGAAGGGUUGAGCACCUAACCUCGUUUUGAUACAGAGGCCCGGGGGAACUCGGAAAUGGCCUAUUCCUUUAAGCUAUGUAAUUCUUUUGCCAUGGUUGGGAUAAAAAGCUUUACUUGGAUAAAACGAACACUAUAUCGAUAGGCUGUGUGUUAGAGUCUUGUGCAAACGUUUCUAGAUUUAAGAAUUUGUUCAUGCUUAGCGUGCGUAUUUCGAGUUAUGGAUGCACGCGGGAAGUUUGGAGAGCACGAAAGAUGCGUAAGAGUUGCACGAGGCAAUAGCCGAGUGCAACCCUAGCUUCUUGAGUGCUCUCCAAACUUCCCAAGUGCAUCCAUAACUCGAUAUACGCACAGCUAAAAGCAUGAGCAAAUUCUUUUAUAACAUAACUGACAAAAAUGCUUGCUUUUUGGUUAACUGCAAAAUUCUCGUAACGCGCUACACAAUAACAAACGGUUCUAUUGGCUUAUUACGAACACGCCAUAAUCGUCUAGUUUGAAUGAAAAUAUUCUUUCGGUAAAACUGAGAAAGAAAAUUUCCUUCUUUAUUCGUUAACGAUCAAUGGAAACUAAGCAGAAACAAAGGUUAAAAGAGUCUUAAAGUUCACCUAAAGUUAAAAUACUAACAUGUCAGCUGACAUGUUCGUAAGAAGUCGUGGAGUAUGGUUUGGAUUUGCUGAAAACACGUUUACGUUUUGCUCGGCGAAAUCCAGAAAACAUGUUUUUAGCGGAGACGACUCAUGACGACUGUCAUCCUUCUUUAAACUCAUAUACAUUUACGAACAUUGGCUGGUCAUUACGGCUUCUUGAGAAGACCUGGCAGCAGUUGUUUUUGUGAGUAAUAAAUUUAUGUCUUCUUGUGUACAGUAUGCGGUCCUUAGUCCUAGUCUAAAAGUCAUUAUCUUGAAUAUCUUACCCAAAUCUUCACGUGACGAGCUGAAAUACUCCCUAAAUAUAGCUUUUAUGUUCCUCUCGAUAAUCCUGAGGUUUAAAGUUCCAGACAUAAAUAUUUUGCUUAGAAUUCGAAAAAAGGCGACCGUUUUCGAUGGUCCUUGGUCCGCGAAUGUGGUCCUUGGUCCGCGUCUCAGGCAAGCAGCACGAAAAAAAACGUAAAAAUUUUAUAGUUUCCACGCGAAAUCGUGAUUUUCACACUAUUUCAUGUAUUUUUUUUUCUUUUCUUGAUGUAAUUAAGCUAAAGUUUUUUUCGGAAGAUGUUGUGAGUAUAAAAUAAUCUGCUUUUCUUUCAAAGACUUCAGACAACAGUCUCCUCCGGUCUCCCACACGAGCGUCGACGAGCGGUUUUCAGCGCGGUCGAAAAUAAUUACCAAAAACUCUGUAUGUAUUCGAGGUAUUAAAAAAGGAGAACUUGUAGACAUGUAAUAGGGACGAUUUUCAAAACAUUCUUCAUAAAACAAAGGCUGUCGCUUUUUAUUUUGGGAAGUUUUAUUCAACCAAGGUCAUAGGUCGCCGACCAAAGAUCGCUAAGCGAAAUUUGGUGAUAUUUUUCAAGAGUCGGUGAAACAAAAAAUUCAGAGUCUACAGCAACAUGCUUCCAACCGCAGAAAUAAGUUGAUCUGAGAACCCGUUCGGCAAAAAAGCACGUCUUCCCGUUGCGUUUUAUUUAUUGAUCGUUUUCACUGUCACGCAACAAAAAAAUAAACUGGAAACCGUCCAGUGGAAGAAGCCAAGAAAAUGAAGUGUUACAAAGGACUAAUUUUUAAACAAUUUUUCCAAGUCUCAGGUCUGUUUGGCUCGCAGUUUUUGAGUUAAUUGCCGAAACGUUUCACGCACCUUUGUAGAGCUUUGUAUGGUGACGCCAUAUUGGUGCACCGUUUUGGUGCACCAAUAUGGCCGCCGGAAAUCGAUAAAAACAUCUGAAGUUCACUUGUCCGAUAAAAGCUCUUUCUUUUCUCUCGAUAACUAGAAGCGUACGUGCGCAUAAACAUAUCUUCUAAUACUUGAAAUGGUUAUACUACUGAAAAUCAAAAGGAGAGACUUUUUUUCAACGAGACAGCAUUCCUAUUUUGAUGUCACGCACUGUGAAAACUCAGAAGUUCAAAUUGCUGUACUUUCGAAAUGAAACAUGCUUCGGGAAUGGAAACUUGUACAAAGAUUCACUUUUUGUUUAUCUUCGACUUAGUGUACAUAAGAAUUCGUAAAUCCUCGCUAUUUUGACUUUACAAUUUGAUGACGUCACUGUGAAAACCAUCUAUUCGCAGGCUAAGUAACAGGGGCACCCAACGACAAUUUUCGGAAAAUUAUCUGUUCGGAAGACGAUUUGAGGUCUAGAAUUUUCGGAUCAUUUUCUGAAAAAUUUCUCGCUUGCCUGCCUCUCCUAAGAUUUUCGAACUUCAAAAAAAUCGUAUAAUUGCCCAUUUUUAACGGAUUUUUACCCUAAAAAGGUCACCUAGAAUUUUCGGGAGCCUUUUUUCUUCCUGAAAUUUUCGAAAAGGUAAAUUUUGAUCCCUAUAAUUUUCGGAUCACUAUACUUUCAGCUAGGAAAUCCGAACAGAUGGAAAAUUUUUAGGGCAUAAAAAUAAGCCUUUAUCUACCGUUUAAAUACUAAAGUACGUUCAACAAUGCUAUGUUUAUGUGGUUUUGAACUAUAUUCUCGUUGGGUGCCCCUGAAGUAAACAUGACCAUGUAAUUUACGGUGCCGCAAAAAUCCGAACUUCAAGAAAGACAAAUUAACCUACCUGUCAACAAACUUUAAUUUCGCGUCUUCACCAACAACAAGAAAGCCGAGACUUCGUCGUAUGAAAGAAUGUUAAUCAGUAAAUCACGAUAUCUUUCAUUAUUCACCGUAUUUUGUUGCUCCAAGAAAUAUUUCAUCAUUUUCAGAAAAGUUGCGGACCAAGGACCACAUACUGUAAUUUAUGUUGUUAUUGCGAGAGAAAUUUUACUGCUUCAGUCGGAUUGUCCGAAGAUAACAAAAGUGCAUAACAAAUUUAAAAACAACAAUAAAAACGGAAAUUUUACCUUUAAAUGAUGUUGAUGACCAGUUGGUGUCUGUUCUGUUCCCAGUGAAUGUCUUUUGGCCAAAAUUUGCUGCAGCUGGUCUUCCGACAAAUUUGCGAAACGCGCAACUUGCGAGUGUUUUUUUAAUUCGGCUUUAUUUUUGCUGCUUGUUGGAUCAGGACCUAAAAGGUCAAUGCCGAUAGAAAAAUUGGGGUGUUCUUCGCUGGUUUCUUCCAUAUUUUAAAGAGAACGAAAACCGCACAGCAGCUUAAAAGACGACACCUUUGCAACCAGGUACGGGCGUGCGUAAAUAAAGAUUUUGUUCAUAGCGGCUCAAUAGGACUUAUAUAGGGUAAGCACGCGCGCUAUGUUAUAAAAAUAAAUUAACUGCUAACCACUAAAAAUCAGCUAAGGAAGAUAAAAGUAAACUAACAGAAACCUUGGCGAUGCUGGCUGAUUUGACUGUUAUAAUCAACUUUUACACGUCAGGAAAUCUACCUCAAACAGGUCAAACAAGGACUUACUCGAAACCCGCACCCCCGAUAUAUCCCUUCACCAUCCCCCCUGAGGGAGAGCAAGAGAACCAAGGUUACCAUGGAGACAAGGGAAGGAACAGCUAUCAUGAAACACCAAAGGUAUCUUUUUAUGUUUGCUUUAAGUGGACUGCAUGGCCGAGUGGUCAGCGUGUCGGACUCGCAAUCCGGCUCCCCGGGAUUUGAGUUCCGCGCCUACGACCAGCCGGAGUUGUUUCUUGGUCCUCCUGAGUUCAAAUCCAAAGCCGUCCUUGUAAAUGCCAGUUGGUUUUUAAUCCUGAUAUGUUAUAUUUGUAUCAUUUGCUUCAAUUUACCUGCAACUUGUUAGCGCAGCUUACUGCACGUACUUCCUCUAUGGAUAAAGCGUUGACCUCUUUUUUUUGCUCCAUGCUUUGAGUUUAGUUUUGUCAAGGAGAAAUUGCAUAAAUUCUGUGAUGCGAGAUAUUUCCGUUUCCGAUAUCCACAUAAAGUGUAUACAGGGUUUUCACUCACAAAUGCAAAUUUACUAUGACAACGGAAAGCGUUUACGUAAGAAAACAAGUUCAGCUCCCACAGGACUGGUUUGGGACACAAACAUGGCCGCCUUUUCAUUGUUUUUGGACAUCAACAUGGCGGAUGUGACGUCAUAUCAGUCAUAUCAUAAAAAGGCUCUCUCUCACCGUCUGAAUUGCUGUGAAUUCUUUUACCAUUUUUGGUUUUUUGUUUUGCUAUUGGUAAGUUACUGCAACUGUAAAAAAUGUUGGGAAAAUAAGAUAAUAUAAAUUUUUUAUUGUAAUUCUCCCUCAAUGCACCUCCUUUCCUCCUUUAAGGCCGGUUCUGAUGCCUCGGCUCGUGGAUUUCUACCAUCGUCGCAGCUCGCUCAGUUUUACCCAGUGGGCCCGCCAAAAUACCCCCAGGUAUGAUUAGGGCUGUUCCAAAUUUCUAAUAAUGUGGAUGCUUAAGAACGAUAGCGAACUUAAGCAAAAAGACGCACGUCAACUGAAAGUGGGAUAUUUGCAUUCGUGGGAAGUGGUUUUUCCCAUAUUUUGGGCUAAAUCGUCUCUAUAAGAGAAAAAGACACUUAGCAAUUCAAAUUUGGAAUCAUCAAGGCAUAUUAAAAGGAAAAGGUCUCUCUUCCGAUUAACGUUCGUCGCUAAAAACGAGGCUUAAGCUCCCUAAUAGCUUUUACUCAGAUUGGGCAGAUGUUAAAUAUGACGUCUGGAUCUUAUGGGUGUUUUAAUGGAGCAGUAUCUCCCAGUCAAUAAUUGUCGUGUUCUUUCAAGUCUUUGUCUCAACUCCAAAGUUACGUAAGGUUGCGAUAACGUUUUACAACCUGGCGCUACUAUCAGUCGUUGUAUUCACGGCAACAGUCGUUUUCUGGCACUCAUCGACGACGCCCAUCUUCACAGAUGAGUCAACAACGAUCCUGCAAGAUAUAUGGGGAUAUAGAUAUAUAGGGAGCUUAAAGGCGGUUUUGAGCGACGCACGUCUAACCGAAAGUGAGGCCUCUUCCCUGUUAAAAUGUUAAUACCAAAUAUGUGUUAUUAAGUGUCUUUACUCUUAUAGAGGCAAUUUUUCCGAACUUUUGGGCAAAACCACUGCUCAAGAUACCUAGGCUCCCUAAUAUGAAACAAGUAUGCAUUAUUGAUUAUUGAACAUUCAGCUAUCAUCACCGAACAAGAUUGGUUCUUCUGCGUUUAGGACAUUAAACGGCCUCUUGUGGACGUGCCAUAGAAGAAACAUGAAUCACCCGUCUAAUCAAAUGACUUUAUUGUAUUACCUACAUAUUGUAUUUUAUUACCUACAGUAACUAGACAAAUCCCUGUAACUUAUCUUCCUUGUAAUAAAGUAAUCUCAGCCGUUAAAGGUUAAAUUAGCUAAUUAUUGCUAAUAAUAUAGAUAUGGAUUUAAAAUGUUAAUUAUAUUAUUGACUAGUAAUCUUAUAAUUAAUAUUUGAAUAACAAAAAGUAAACCUUUUCCAUCUUUUAUCUCACAUACACAGUCACCAUCACUCAUAAUCAUAACAUCAACCUUUUCGCCUCGACAACGUAACUAUUAACCUUUUCAAGGAGUCGAUACACUUACCGACUAAUUUAACGUACAAGUGCUUUCAGUUUUGUAUCCGUGGUAUGUUUGGUUUGUGAUUUAUGUUUGAAUUCAGCGAUGAAGUAAGGCUGACAAUAUAGUGGGAUAAUAUGUAUACAUUCCUUCAUGUAAUAUUUCGUGAGGCUGCCUGGUUUUUUUGAGGGAAUAUAACGGAUUUUUCCUGAAAAUUCCAAUAGAUGACUGAGUUAUCAAACUCGCUAAUAUUUCAAAAGACAAAGGGAAUUGUGCUCCCAGCGGUGUUCACUGGAUAUCUGAUAAACACACAAAACUUCUCGGUUUUUGCAUCCUUUCUCUUGUUGUUCCGAAUCAUUUUGCUUGAGGACUUAUAUCAAACUCCUCGAAUUUUGAUUGUAAACAAAACUGCGCUAUUUGUCGUAUAUUCAACCCUCUUCUUGGUUCGGUUUUUAAUAAGUGUUAAAAUACUGUCUCUCGUGUUUGUCAUAUUUUCUGAACUUUGCGUGUGGCGUCGCAACACUUAUGUUAAUUAGACUGGAACUUAAUGCUCGUCGGAUAAAAUUUUGGUGUUUACUUGCAUUUGUACUGUUGGUGUGAUGGGCGUGUGGUCUAUGUACGCUGGAGAAGGUUUGAGGCGAUCUGCACCGUGUGCAGCGAGGGCUAUGAUUUGUUCAUGAAGUGACAGACAGAGAACCCAGACAAUGCCCCAAACCCCAAUAACUAAAGCAGUUGAAAGCUAAUACCAUGGGCGACCUUGCAGCUCUCGGAACACCUCACGGGAUUAGUUGGGAAAACAAUGAACAACCCGCAAGUUAACAAUUGAACCUAGCCCUAAAACAAAACAGCAGCAACCCGUGAAGGCCAAUUAAAUUACUGUUUCUGAAGAGCUGCAAGGCCACUGUAAUGCGACCAAUAAGCGUAGAGACCACGAGAGGAUGCAGACUCGACGCAGAUCAACCCGUGGGUUGGGGCGCUCCAGGGGACGAAAAUAAUUAAUUACUUCACCCGCCAAUGAUGUAGUUAUAUUCCCUGAAGAAGUCAGGGCAAGUCCGAUUAACUGUUGGAAGAAAGGAAAGAUACAUAUUUCCUACUGUUAUUUCUAUGUUUCUCUCGUGUAAAUUGCGUUAACCUGUAAUGUCAACAGCAAGCGGUAGCUCGCCAAUGGUUCCCGGAGGGUGGAAACCCGUAUCCAAUCCCACUGCCACCAGAAGGAGGUCAGAAUGAUCCAAUUGAUAAAAACAGCGCUGGCUACACUGUAAGAUCAAAUUAAAUACAAAUACAGUUUUAUUCAUUUUAACGUCGCAAGAGAGAACGCGAGGGAAAUCCGUCGGCCAAAAAAAACUUAUAUUAGCAAACGUCGUAUACUUAGUUGUCUAAUUAGGAUGUUCUUCUUAGCAAGUUAAAUAGCAAGAUUCAAUUUGAUAUUUUUUGUUCGACUCAAAACCAAACGAAGGUAGUUUUACCAGAUACUUACCUGUGGGCAGUUGACAAUGUCUAUAUCUGAUUGGUUCUUAGUCUCAGGGCACGAAACAAAAUGAUGUACUUAAAGAAAACUUGAAAAAUCUUAAACAAUAUUUUCUGGCCUGUCCCCUUUUAUCGUCACAAUUUCAUUCAGCAGCUGCAAGGGCCGCAGGAACAGCGCCAGCCGUUUGACAGCAACUUGUUGGUGGAUCCAGAAACAGACUCAGCGCCUCAGUUGACAGCAUUGUGGAAGAAGGGAGAUUCUCGUAAAACUGUAAGACAAUUAGCUUUCAGCACUUUUCGGUCCGCAUUAGAGUUCCAUUCAUUGAACUUUUUCAAUGACUCGUAGGAAGCCGCUUUACUUGAUAGUUCUUGAACUAUAACGUUUGGAAAUCCCGCGAUCAAUACGUAAAAACACGAAAGUAAGAAUAUAUGCCAGACCCCGCAUUACCAGUUCAUAUCAUACCAUACCAUGUCAUACGAUACCGUGACAUAUUCCAUAAUCUCCACAGUUUUCCUGUAAAAGGUUCGUAAAAUACUAUACAUACUAUCGCAAGGCAAAAUUAUUUUGUACUCUACUUAUAAAGUAGAUACUUACCGUAAAACCCCGUUAAUACGACCAGCCUCGAACCCUACCCGUCGUCAUAACGAGGUGUGUGUGUCUGUGUGUUUUAUUUUUUGUUUAUUAUUAUUAUUAUUAUUAUUAUUGUCUAUAUAUUUUUUCUUUCUUUGUUUCGUUAAUAAGCCUGGUUUUCACUGACGCAUUAGCAUAAGAUUAAGCAUAACUACAAGCACAUAUGUAAGCAAGUGAAAACUGGGUUGACAUAAGCAUUAGCACAAGGAAAACGGACAAGUUGGUUCUUCUUGUGCUUGUACUUAUGCUUAUUCGUAGCUUUGACUGGUGAAAACGAGGUCUAAUCAUAGGCCACUUUGACCCAGACCUCAUGCGAACAUAUAAAAAGCAAUAUGGCGGACGAAGCGUCCGCCAUCUUGUUUAUCAUGGGGUUGAGGAGAGCUGGCAUCGAGAAUUGAGUGAAAAAUACCAUUCUGCGCGUUCGUAUGUCCUUAUGCUUAUGCUCAUGCGCUGGUGAAAACCAGGCUUUAGUAGUUUCAGUAGACGCUAAAAUAACAUGAGAGAAUGGACUAUCUUGGGCUAUAAUUUAAUGAAUCACUUACGCUAUGUUCAUACUGUACCGGAGCGCUUUUGCGUCGCCGUGAAAACCAUACCGGAUAAGGCUUCUGUUCACACACAGGAACGGUUGUGGCGGCGCGAUUUCUGUGACGGAGCAAAGCUGCACCGCGCCGAUUUCUAAAGCGGAGAGUCAUACCAGAUUGGUUUUUGUGGCGCUACGAAAAGCCAGUGGCGGAUCCAGGGGAGGGGCCCUGAGGGCCGCCCCCUCCUUAUUUUUAGACCAAACUGAGGCCCGAAGGGCCAAAAAAACAUUUGAGACCCCCUUCCCUAUCUAAGGGUCUGGAUGACCGGGCACCCCCUUAUCUCGAGGUCUGGAUCCGGCAAUGAAAGCUAUCCGGUACGUAGUAUGAACAUAGCCUUAAUGACUGGUACCCCAGGAAAUUAGCUAUUUUCUCUCCAAUCUCAGUUUUUCAUCCGGCUACGCUUUGGGAAACAAUGAAAUUGGCGGGAAAGAAAAUUAACUCACUGUUUCCGUUAGGACCGGUAAUCAAGUUAUUACGACUCAGCUUCUCAGUUCUGGAGAUGUAUGUUGAGGCAUAAGAAACAUCAAGUAUUCGUUCAGCUAAAAAAAUGCGAUUAUAUUUAGUAAUGUUUGUUUUUGCAUUUUCUGUUCUAUUGCGGUAACUGGCCAAGGGUGGUUGUUAAUUACCCCUUAAGUAACUUUUCUGAGGCCUAUUUCGACCAAAUUCUGGUAGAAAGUUUAUAAUUGUGUGUAUACUUUCAAUUGACGUCGAUAUGUAUUUAUAGACUCCAAAGCCAUGUGAAGGAAACGAGUUUUGCCCCUACCCCCUACCCUAUCCAAUACCACUCCCACCAGAGGGGCAACAAGAGGAUCAGCUAAACCAAGGGACAGGGCAAAAUACCAAUCCAAAUCCCAAUAUUGGAAAGAAGAACUUGAUUCGACCUAAACCAGGUUAGAUACUGAGGAGCUACUGACAAUAAAUUAUAACUAAUUGAUGUGUUGUAUUCUUUAUGCAACCGAACAGAUGGCUAUGCAGACAAUAGUUACAGCAGUGUCCACUCAAGCAAAAUACACUCAUCUACGUAAACACACACUGGCACCAAACACCCACACACGUACUCUUUCAACCAUUACAAUUAAUUUGCUGCUUAUCAUUGCUUACUUUGCAGCUUUACAAAUUUCCAUAGACUUACAAAAAGCAUACAAAUACAGAUAGAUAUCUUGUACGUAAAGGGGUCUUGUAUAAUCGUUUCUCUUUUGCUAAUCCUAACGUAGCGUUUUUCUUUGCGAACAAAUAUGUGACAGUGGCAACGUGGGGCAGCUGAUUUUAAAAACAAAGUUAACGAAGAUCUCGGUUUGAAGCACGACAAUCAGUAAAUUCAGGGGCCCAUUUCUUGAGAGACCAGAUAUCUUUUAGGUUUAUUUUUUGUUAGUUUUGAAAACAAUACAGUGAAAGCACAAAUGCAGACAAUAGGAAGGAUGGUGGUAAUAUAACGAACGCUACGAAUUGUGGAAUAUCUCUUGUUAUGAAAAUAUUCUUGUUUUAUUUCCAGUACCGAGAAUAGCAACAUCAACAUUAACAACUUCUUAUUAGCUAAUAUUAAUUUUCGGGGUAUUAAGCCAAAAAAUGCUAGUCUUAGCGUGAUUUAAGUAGAAUCUUACAUUAUCUAUCGAAAUAUGUUACGUUUUUGUAAUUAUGUGGAAACAAAAAUGGAAGAAAAAACGAAAGAGAAUGAGGUUUUAAGAAAGAGGAAAAGGAACGAAAUGGUAUUCAAUCAGAAGCGACGAGAGAUAAAAACCUAAUGUAAAUGAAUGCACUUGUUUUUAGACCUUCAGUGUGGCGCUGGUUGGACAGGGGCUUUAGGUGACUUUGGCUCCUUCUGUUACCAAGAAAUUUUUGAACAUAAAACUUGGGAUAACGCACAUCAAACAUGUAAGAGCCUUGGAGGCGAACUUUUCAGCGUCACCAACGCUUAUGAACAACGUUUUCUUGAAAACUUUACAAACAUCGAGUCUUGGUUGGGAUAUCGGGACCAAUCCCGCGACGGGACGUGGUCUUGGAGUGACUCCAGUCUGUCUGUGUUCACGAACUGGGACAGCAGCGCGAAAAAUGAUAAUGGGAAGGGGAGAGACUGUGUCUUGCUAAAUUCCCAAGAGGGUAAAUGGAAGGAUGCGUCAUGUUCCCAGACGCAUGAAUAUCUUUGCAAGAAAAAUGUUGAAGGUAAGUAGAUUAAGAAACCUGAAAGGUUGCUUUGGUAAAUUGUCAUUGGUUAUUGGGCACUCAUCAUUUGCAUAUCUCCCACAAUACAUUUUGUUUGCCCCCCAAAAUUUUGUAUAUCCUUUGUUUUCAAUUUCUACUGGGUAUUACAGUCGUCCCAGGAGAAAUUGAAAACAAUGCCUAUGCAACAUUUUGGAGGAAAAACAAUUCUGGGAGAUGUGCAAAUGGCGAAUUGCACAUUUGGGCGUACCGAACUCACUUCAAAGAUUUACUUGAGUGACCACCAAAUAAUAGCUUUCCAAUGUGCAAUUUCCCAAAGCAACCUUUAUUGAAUCAGGUUUAUUUUGUGGUUCAUUUUUAUCCUUGGUGUAAGCCUUAUUUCCCUUUGUUUCAGUCUUUUAAUCAUACAUUACCACUAACCUUAAAACAAAGGAAAAUAAAAUUUCAACCAAGAAGAACGUUGAACCACAACAUAUAUACCAAAGAGGAAUGUGUUUGAGAUAAAUUUCUUUUCUUUUUGAGUAACUGGGUCACCGAAGGAAAACGGCGACGGAGAUCUUUCAAACAACGAAUGUUUUCUUAAACAUCAUCGUACUUUCAUUUGUAGUCGAGCUUGCGUAGCAGCGAGACUCGUAAUGGGCAAGCCAUUUUUUCCGUCGUAUUUAGGCCAGAAAAGGGGAUCAUGGACCUAGGCGUUCCUAGCGGAGACCGUAGAAACUAGGAAUAAGAAUGGUGACGUCACUGAGAACAUACAAUGUAUUAAAAAUUUUCCACAGCGCCCUGCGUGUUUUGUGAAGAAAGCUUUGGAAGCGAAAUAUGUCGAGCUUUUCGGGAACGGGUCGGUCUAUGAAUAUUAUCGCUUAAAAGUGCUGAUUACUUUGGAAGAAGUGAAUAUUUCAGUAGUCGAAAAAAGCAGAAUCUUUAUGAGAAAAACUUCAAUGAUGAGGCAAACCCGUCGGGUGUUGUAAACUUCCAUUCUAUGCAAAUGAGUUUUGCGAUAAGCAUGCAUGCAUGCAUAUUGUCCGUGAUGAUUGGAAUGACACGCCAUGUUCAUCACUUUUUAGCUCUUUGGCAAUGAUGCAAUUUCGAAUUGAGGCCAUUGAUAUUCGUGUAUUUUUCACGCGUACUAAAUCAAUCCAGAAACAAAUCGUCGAAUAUAUACGAUAUAAAAAGUAAAUACCCGGAAGAAUACUCGACCGUUCAUAAAGUAGGACGUGAAAAACUUGUAGGGAGGAAAUCCUGUUUCGUGUAGAAAGCCGGUGUAUUAAUUACGAAAGCGAAGAGUUCGAAUGCAAGUGAAUUUAAAUACCCGUGAAAAGAGACGUUACGUUUCUCAAAGUUUUGAAGCAAUUCCUGGAACUCUAUCGUAAAAUAGGUUUGUUUUUUUUAUUUCAGGUUCAAUUUGUUGUAUGUAUUUAAUUGAGCCUGUUACUGAGCUGGCAGUUUUUUCUCCUCCCCCACGUGGCUUCCACGCCCACUCACAGGCUCACCAAGAAUAAAAUCGCCUCCUCACUCCGUAUUUAAUCUCCAAGCAAGAUCGACUUAACGCUUUAAAAGAGCGUCUUGUUUUAUGUCAGCAAUGACAUAAAUGAGAUACAAUAAAUGAAAUUGAUUGUUUUUCUGUCAUUGAUACGAGCGACUCGUAAAAAUUCCAACUUCUCCUAAGAGGAGUCGCACUUGUCCAGGAAUAGUUUUUUGGGUUGCCUGUGUCACUGAAAACUAUCACCAAUUAUUUGUAAGCAUGUGUCAAAUUAAUGGUCUUCUUUUAUUUUAAAAGAUUGUAAUAAGGGCUGGAAGAAAUUGACUCUGAAUUCAGUCCAAGGAUGUUACAAACUCUUUAAAGACAGGAAAACGUGGGAGCACGCACUUGUGUCUUGUAUGGACCAGAAAGCAUCGCUUGCCAGCAUACUUAGUGAUGAUGAAGAAACCAUGAUUUCACAGGUUGGAAACUAGCAUGGCUAUUUUUUCCUUGAUUAUUAUUUCUCCUUUUUGAAAACUGAAAAAAGUAUGCCAAACAGAAAUUUAGUGCGAGAACGUUGCAUAAAUUCCAAAAAAAAGUACUUGUUCCUUUCAGUGUUCGUAUUUCCUUGAAUAAGCGCCCACGCUCCUAGUCUAAUAAGCACCCUCCCUCGAAUAAUCGCCUAUCCCCAAGACCGAAACAUCGAACAAGCGCCCCUCCCUUCCCCUCCCCGCUAACUUUCUAAAACAGUGGGGAUAAAAGCUGCCUUUUGCCACUUUAUUGAUGAGGAUAUUUGAUGAUAUGAUGAUGAUGAUGAUGAUGAUGAUGAUGAUCAAAUACCGUACAAUUCCGAAAAUAAGCCCCGGGGCUUAUAUUUUUCAAAGGCCCUUUUUGAGGGGCUUAUUUUUGGAGGGGCUUAUAUUCGGAGGGGCUAAUAAACGGAGGGAAGUUUGCGUUUCAAAAUCGGCUAGGCUUAUACUUGGAGGGAAAUCUAUUGGGCUAGCUUAUAGUUGAAAGGAAAUUUAUAUCAGUAAUUUGGAGAAAGUUUUUACUGAAACUCGCCUUGAGGACGUAGACCUUUCUAAAGCGUGGCCAUUCAAGUGCUUUGUCCAUAUGGACCGAGAAAAUCAAAGCCAAGAGUGAAGAGGAACCACGCAAACAGCAAUUAACGGUGACACUUUCUGACUACAAACACUUCGCAAACACGAAAUAGCUCUUUGGCAAAUACAAAAAUUUAUAUGUUACUCUACCGUUUUUGCCUUGUUUUAUUUUGUAUUUUAGGGCACUUUCCAAGUGCAAGCCCCCAGGGGCUUAUAUUCGGAGGGGCGAUUUAACGGAGGGUUUUUUGCGUUACGAGUUUGAGGGGCUUAUACAUGGAGGGGCUUAUUUUCGGAAUUUUACGGUAAUCAAUAUUUUUUUUGCACGUGUAUACCGAUACAACGCUUGUUGGUACCAGCCAACAGCAUUACCGUUUUGGUUCUUCUAUUAAAGAUUUGCUCAAAUGAAAGUUACAUUUCGUUGAAAGGAAAACUUAAGAAGCGCCCCGUCAAUUAAGCGCCCUCCUUCCAAUAAGUGCUCCUCCUUUUAGCCGAGAUUUUAAAUAUUAUUUCAUUGAAAGAAAUUCUAUUAACAUGAGUCAUGCUUUGUCAGGUUUAUUCUAAUUCCGACUUCUGGAUUGGUUACAAUGACAUCGAUAACGAGGGUGACUGGGUCUGGAGCGAUCGUACUACUUCAUCUUACACAAACUGGGACGAUAAGUCACCAAACAAUGGCGGCGUGUCAUGCGCAAUAGUGACCAGCACCGGAAGGUGGCAUGAUGAGCCAUGUCAAAGCCAGUAUAGUUUUAUUUGUAAGAAACCAAGUAAGUGUGCGAUACGCUAUUUACAUUUUUCGGGCCUCUAUUCCAAAACCUUUUUUUUUACUCAAAAAUUAUUGGUCCUAAGACUCUCCUUCUCUUAAUAGACUUCAUUCACGAUACCCGCCAUCUUUGCAAGCGCUUUAGAAUGGAUGGGUUAAAAGCAAUGUCACGUGGUUUUCCGGGGACAAACAAGUGUUAAAAUUUGCCAUUACGACCAACCGCGGUCGAGUGUGUUUAUUCUCUUAAAAUGGUACGGCAAUUUUAGACUUGCAAAAUGCACAGUUCGAGUUUUAACAAGUUUCACUUCAUUGUUGCUUGCUGUGAGGACAGUUAUGGUCACCACUUCAUCAAGAUCACUUCCAACCAUAAUUUGCCAUUAUCGUCUUUAAGAUAAAAAGUUCUUCAUUUUCUGUCUUCUAGAAUAAACAAAAAUGGCCGCGAUUUCUCGUAUUGGCAACUUUUAUCUCUUGUUUGCCACCUGAGAAACCACGUGCUAUUGCUUUUAUCCAAUCAGUCGUUAAGCUCCUGCAAAGAUGGUGGGUAUCGUGAAUAAGGUUUAUACUGAGAGAGGGUCUUGAAACCAAACUUGUGUUGGGUCCACCUUAAACUCGCUGAUUGCUAUCUCUUUGAAAAACCUAUAUCGUGACUUUGCGUCAAUUGAAUUCCAACAUUAAUGGCCCAGAUUUGUUAUUUAAGACUAUAUUAAGGCACUGACACUGUUUCCGGUCGUCUAUUGCUACGGAUAGCAAGGAUGAACAUAGAUAAAACCUUGAAAAAAAGUUUUAAUGCUUUACCUGCGCCACCUCUACAGGAGCAUUUUGUGUAUGGUUCAAGAUAAAAGCCUCAAGCAAAGAACUGACCUAAUAACAGAAAUAUCCUCGUGACACUGAUAGCCCCCUUGAUCAAAAUGAGAUCUCUCUCCUUUAGCCUCGCACGCAGACGUUCUUAGGGCUUCGUAACGCGUUCCUUCUUCACAAACUAUGUUCGUGGGGACGGAACGCGUGAGAACGUCUGCGUGGGAGGCUACUCCUCUUAAGCGCACGUAGUGAUUGAUCUUUGAAAAAGGGACUGAGAGAACCCUGGGAACGAGGUUGUAACGCUCUCAGUACACAAUGUAUUUAUUGAUAGAGAGCGGGUUCAAAAAUGUUUGGCCAACACAUUACACUUGAUAAGAAGGCAAGAACGAAACUAUAGUCAAAGGUGACUUAAAAGAGUUGUGUCUUCUUAAGAGCAAUUAGAGAAAAAUCUAUGAAUGAAGCCCGUAGUGGACAAUGUAUCUAUUGAUGGAAGGCUGGCUCAAAAAUGUUUUGCCAACACAAUACACUUAGUAAAAACAACUCACUCACACACACUCACUUGGUCGCCCGAAGGCGGGCAACCACUAGAUCUUUCCACAGCCUCUUAUCAGCCAUCAGUGCAGCAAUCUCACUUGCUUCGAAAAAAAAAAAAAUUGUCGAAAAUGAUGAUUAGGCAAAUCUAACUCAUUUUAUAAAGAAGCAAAUAGUGUGAGUGAUCGGCGCCUCUGACUUGCAAUCCGAUAUUCGAAUCCCUCUCUGGCCACUUGCUGAAUUUGUUCUCGGGUACUCCCAAGUUCAAAUCCUCGAUUGGCCACGCUUGUAAAUAGCCAACUGAAUGCCUCCUGCCAGUUGGGGUUUUUAAUCUUCUUAUGUUGUAUUUGGAUUAAUCAUUUCUAAUUAUUUGAGUGGAGUGCCUGUAAACUGGCUGGAUAAGCUAAAUGCAUUUUCCAUUAUAAACCUUUUAACUUAUCUUUUUUUUCUUAGGUCCCAAAGGCCCACAUCAUCCGUUAAAUGGUAAGGAAAAGUAAUAAGCGAUAGUCAAAGCUCUGAGGUGUGAGCUACCACCUCGGGAAUCCAUAAAGGUGGUUGCAGCUGGAGCUGAUCGGUUACGAGAAUGAGCUCUCGUAAACGACCAUGUAAUCAAUUUACUGAAGGCGGUCACUUACGAGAGCUUUUAGCAAAACGCUUGUGUUUAUAUUGUUGAUAAGUAAACGAACCAUUAGCGCUUAAGUUAUGUGUAACCUUACAUUUGAUCAAAUAGUUAAUGGUUUUGUUCAGUUAUUGACCAAGUGGUCACUUACGAGAUCUUACAAACAAAGGAAAAGACCAGCUGGUGAUUCAUAAACGUAGUCGAGGUCGCUUAUGAGAGUUAAAUUUUCAGUACAGAGACCGACCUCGAAGCUGGUCGUAAGAAGAGUGUCGAUUGUACGGCUGCAUUGUCGGAAUUCUGUUAAAACAUUUAACCUUUACUCUGGUCUAAAUAGCUGCCACUCAUAUGUUCAUUGUACCUUUUAUCUUGCAUUGUAGACGCAACUUUGACUCACGAGGUUGAGAAAUUUGUCUCAAACAAAUCAUUGCUGAAUCCUGACAUUGACACUAGCGUAACGAUUUUUGGAAGGCAUUCAGGUAGAGUAAAAUCAGGAUUCAUACGCGUCUUGAAAACCCUUGUGCUUUAGAAUCCUUUUUCAAGUCCUUGAAAUUCUCCUUCAUUCAUUUUUGUCCUUCAAAGUCCUUGAAUUUUCAACAUUUUCAAACCUCCAACAACUUUGGCAAAUACCAGUUUGAAGCCAACGGAAUAAAAUCAGCAUUGAUUAAAUGAAAGUCAGGUGUGGACUCACAAACGAAUUUUUCAUAAAAAUGGAUGCCAUUUAGAACAAAUCCCAUUAUUAUCGGAAUAUAUUCUUCGUUUGUUAAAAGUAAUAAAUUAGGUCCAUCAAAGUCUUUGAUAAGUCCUUGAAUUUUGUACGGGAAGAAAUGUACGAACCCUGUAAAUGCACAGAAUUUUACAUUUUAAACCUGUCGUAAAUAGCGAAAUUACUGCGAGAAAUAUGUGGUCUUUUCAUUUCACUUCCACAGUUCCCAUUUAGGAUUAGCCAUUCAUUUGUGUCAUGGCAACACUUCGUCAUUUGUAUACACAUGUGUUAUUUUAUCUUAUCAGUGACUCCUCAGUAUUUGUGGACUGUGCAAAAGAUAUCUGACAGCCGUAUUCACGGUUCCAACCCAAUUGCUGCACACGGUAAUGUCAAGGCAGAAGACGGCGGUCUUCAACUGAAUGGAGUUGACGCAUGGCUUGACGCAGGAGAUUUCUAUGGACAGUGCUUGGGGGAUCCCGACCUAUGCAUCAAGGGGUUCUCCUUCGCUUUACAGGUACAACAUUUAACUUUAAUACCUAAGUUUCUUCAAUCUUUUCCUUUUAUUUCACUGCUAAUGUUACCAUUUAUCGACUGAGAAAUGUUACGAUUGGGGUGGUCUGUUGACAUGGCAAUGUGUAACAUGCCGUUUCAUAAUGGCGGACUAUUAAUAUGUUGUUUUAUAUGUAUGAUAAUUAGCAUUUCUGUCUUCGUUGGCAUGUGCAAAAUACAAUUCUUACUUCCAAACAGAAAGGUUCAUUUAUCUACAUAUGAACGAAAAAAUAAAUGGUUGGCCAUUAUGAAAGAAGUCUAUUUAAUUAACAGAGCGAUUUUUCGCGCGCUGAUUGGUCGAGAACUAUUAUCUAGGAGAUUAUGAACCAUAGAAAUGACUUGAUGAAGAAAAUGAAAAUGGAAAUGGUCGUCAAAAACUGUCAAUGUUAUUGCAAAAAAAACAAUUGAACAACAAUUUUCAUGGUCUAUACUCUUACCGACAACAGGAAUGACUGGAAGUCAAAAUGUUGGCCUGCGGUUCGUCGUUCCACUUGAGGUGCGAACAUUUUGACGUCAUUCUAUGGUCGAAAUAAGUGUAGACCAUGGAAAAUUGUUUUCAACGUGUUAUGCAAAACCUUUUCAUGUCAAAAUUGCUUUGUUUUGCAUGAGAGUGAAAAAUUGUUCUCGCAGCAGGCUUCGCACUUAGCCUCGUUUUGAAAAGGAAGCUUAAUAGUAAAUUUUCUCGUAUUGUAUUAUUCGUGAUCUGGAUUAUGGACUCCUAUUGUGAUAGGUGAAAGCCAAAGUGUCAUAGAUUCUUAUUCCAGUUGAUUAUUGCGGAAACAUAGAAGUGGGUAGGCAAGACUCUUUUCUUAAAUGGCAGUAUGUUUUUUAAACUAGACGAUAAUGUUCAUGAUGUAUAUCUAUAAUGACACAAUUAUAUCGUAGAAUACGCUGCUAUAUUGCUUAUAUACAUUGACUUGUUUAUAUAUAAGAGAUGUAGCAGCGUAAUGACAGUUAAAUAUGUUACUCUUACAAGUAUGUUUCUUUGUUACAGCUAAAUUUUGACGACGAUGCUUUGUCCUACAAAGACAAACGAUACAUCUUGGACUCCAGUGGCAAUUCGCGCGGCGUGUCAAUUUUCAUUCAAAAUGGCUCUCUCUUUUACAAGGUAAAAACAGAAAGUGUUUUCUUUUGGGUAAUUUAUGGAACGAUGUUUUCAAGCACUGUUUGUAUACCGAAAGCAACUGUUUGAUUAACCGAGUACAGUAGCUGCAGGGUUUCAGUGAGUUAUACAUUAAAAAGCAAGAUGCCAUUAAAUUAGAUUAUCGUUUACCGCAAAUUUAUGGAUUGGGAUUUUAAAUUUCUAGCGUGCGUGCUAUCAUUGUCUAAUCUAGUGAAUAAGGUCUUGUAUAACAUAUAAAUGAUAGAGAAGGGUAUUCAUGUACUGUAAUUCCUUUCACUCCUGUUUUCCCCUCUCCUCAAAACCUAACACUUCCAAAUUCCAAUUCGAACAAGAACAAACGGACACGUUUAAAGUAGUAAGAACCCUUACAACAUCUUUAUAAGGUUUAUCUAUGUGCGUUAUCGAGCAAGCGUAUAAUUGGAUAUUGGCCAUGUGUUUUGUUGCGUUUUCAUGGACCGGGGCGAAGUCGUUGUCAACGAAAGCGCAAAAGAAAAGAUGCCAUCUUGACCAAACAGGCUUGGCCAAUGAAGGAUUUUUUACAUGGCCAAGAGAACGUUUUUCUUGCGGGACCAAAGCGGGAAAUGAGCGGUUAAGAUACGCCCACCUUGCCCUUUCGGGUAGCAAAUCAGAACAUCGGGAUUCGCUUGAUCUUGCCCACUCGCGGAUUCAGCCAUAUUAUAUUAAACAGUAUCAAAUCUAUCUCGAAGGGACAAGUAAUGGUACAUUGACCGUUAAUCCAGUGAUAAUUGCGUCGUGCAGGUUGUAACGUCGACCAAGGAAUGGCAACUUUUCACGGAACUGGUGACCAAUGAGUGGCAGGAUAUCGCCAUGACUUGGAAAAAAGAAGAGGGUUUAAUGUUGUAUGUUAAUGGCGCAUUCAGAGACUCACUAAAGGAAGGAACAGAAACAGGACUGGUGCCAAACAAACAAGCUCGUCUUACCAUUGGUAGAAAGAGUGGAAACCCGCCCUACAAGUACACAAGGUAAUAACAAUACUGAGGGCCAAGUUAAUACUAAUAUUGAGAGCCAAGGUAAUGUUCCGACACGACAACAAACUGUUUUCCGAAUAUACCCCAUGUACUGAUUAUUCAUUCAAAAUAUUUCGUCGUCACUGGUUGGCUCCAAUCCUCCGGCUAAUUCGUCAUAACCGACGGGCGCUUACCAUAUUUGGAAGAGGCGAGCAAUAUACCAUCGAUUCGACGGUACAUUUGAUUGGAAACGAGGCUGAUCGAUGGUAUAUUUGCUUGGAAACGAGGCUGCUUAGGCAAAAGUGAACUGAAAAAUGGCUUUCACGGCUAUUCGAAGACGGAAUAGCUGAACUUCUGACUUAAACAGAAUGGAAGAAAUGCAAGAAUACGCAAAACAUAUUGCUCGAUGGAUUUUAUCUACUUUUUGAGGAGUAUCUGCAAGAUAAAACAUCUGUUUAUAUCCUAAAACUGUGCGGAGAAAUAGGCCAAAGUUUUGAAGAAAGCCUAUGAGGAGGAUAACAUAUUAAGAACGUAGAAGUAUUUUGAAUGAAUGAUAACACAACUAUUACAGCCGGCUUUCGUAUGAUGUGAAGAAUUAUGCAGAUCUCGGAGGAAGUUAUCCACCGAGGCUGAAUGGGUAGUGUAGGAGCUGCCCGUAAGAUCUCUCCUGAUUGGUCGCAGAAAUGAAUGACAUGUCAUUCUUCCAAUUGUUUUAGUAUUGUUUGUGGUCAGGGAAACGCAGCAUUGGUGACUUCUCUUCCGAGCAGUUGCUACAUGACCCGACUCGGUGGAUAACAUCCUCCUCAAUCUGCAUAAUUCUUCACAUCCCACUCAACCUCAUUCAAUAAUUGCUAAAUGUCUGACCUGCCUGACUCUUGUACCGUUAAGUAUACGUAUUCCCAAGUACAUGUGAGGCUGUUAAUUUCCUGUUUAGUUGCUUUUCCCUCAUCACUGGUUUACAGUUUAUUUAAUCGCGUUCAACAAAGUAAGAAAUUGUAUGUCUUCAUUCCACAGAAUGUACAUCAGUUCUUUGUACGCAUUCACCCGCUUUCUAGCACCAGAGGACGUACCUUAUGUGUUUACAUUCGAUAAUACUGGUGAGUAUCAUCCAGCGAUGCCAAUAAAGUCUCGUAUCCCUGAGCUUGUGUAUGGUAGAUGCGUUUGAUGCCUUCUCACAGACGGAGGGGGCAAAACAUAGUGGUUAAUCAUUUUAUUACAUGUAGCUUUUUAAAAUGUUUUUCAAGCUCUUUCCAGGCGUUAUAAAAGGUAAAAAAGGAACCAAAAAUGUUGGACACCAAAGGAGCAGGGAGAGGAGGGAGCUAAAGAUGGCGAAAACAAUUUGGGCAUGACUAUGUCUAGCCGGACCUUGGGAUUUCCUUGCAAAUACUCUACUCUACUCUACUGUCCAGUAUCGAUUGCAAAAUUAAAAUCGAUGUUCACUUCGAUCAAUACUUAAGUAAUGAUCGGGGUAAGAAGGGGAGCAAUUUCUUUUGCAAUGGCACAAUACGUUUUCCUCACAGAAGAAUGUUUCCAUUUUCACACGGAGAAUGCAUAAAUCUACAAAAAGGCAGUUUACGAACUUAAAUGUAUUUUUAAAUAUAUUUUUUCAAAAACUCCAUUUUUAAUGGGUGUUUCAUUGUGUUAAAAGAUUUCGACCAAUCAUAGGUGUUGAAAUAAAUAGCCAAGUUUACAAUUUUACAUGUUCCUCUCAUAGGAUUUCUGUGUUACUUAGAUUCAGAAGAGAUUUUGUUAUAAGGAGGUUGGGUAGAAAACUAAGGAUUAAUAUACAUGCUGCUUUGCGAAGAUUUCGUAAAAUUUGCUGUCUAAACUAAUCAGAAAUGUAGUAGAGACAAAAGUAAAGUUAGCAUCUUUUUGCCUUCCGACGUGUUCGUUGUGUUUGGUUCUUUACUUCUUAUCUGGACCAUUACUUAACAAAAAUUUCACGUUUCAGUAUUUCAUCUACACAAAUCUGCAAAUGAUAGUUGGUCAUUGGACAAUCUCCGACUAAAAAUUGCGUAUGUUGGAUGAAAUCCUACCUGUGGUCGGACAAUGACUGGAGAGAUCAAAAGUACUAAAUAUCAUUGAUGUAAAGCAGAAGAUUUGCAUAGUAAAUAAGGAUUUUGAAAGUCAGCGUAAUGUAUGCUACAGGCUUGCCUACGGAUUUAAAAGUAUAACAGCCGCGUUAUAUCAACCGAAAUCUUUUACCUACAGCAAUGACGUUUUUCCCUAGCUUAUAAAAUGCGGGCUGUUUUCUUUUAUAUCCUUAGUUGUUCCACGUUACAUGUGGCUCCUACCUAUACUUGAUGACCAGAAGUUAAGCGGUAGUCCAGAUAUUGAGGUAAAUGGACCAGUUAGAGCAGUUGAUGGAGGGGUGCACUUGGACGGCAAGGAAUCCUACCUUAAAGUUGGAAACUUUGACGGCAAAUGUCUCCAUGAUCCUGCCAAGUGUCCUAAUGGACUCAGUUUGAGCUGCAAGCUUAAAUUUAACAGGGUGAGUAUUCUUUUUAUUUAGUAUUAGGUUGGUAUGAAGCGACCACCUUUGGUGCAAAUGGUCGCCUAUGGGAAAAAGUAGAAAAAUAAGCUCAAACGUAAUUGAUUAACGCAAUCAGUUAAAGAUAACACCUUAUAAGUUAAAAUUUGGCAAACAGAAAAUGUUUUCUCUGCCUGAAACUAAUUUGUUCUUUUUACGAGUAACAAGUGCAAUGCAGUUUAAAAUGUGUCCCUUACUAAUCACGAAUCACUUAAAUUAAACCUUAACAAAACUGAUAAAUAUGCGAAACCUGGGGUGCGUAUACUUACCUGCACUCUAGUUCAGGCUGUACAGUAUUUACAUUUUACAAUCACUCAGUCGCAUUCCAACGCUUCUUUAUGAAGUCUAGAAUAUUCCAUUACUUUGAGCCUCAAGUCAACGAGAAUAUCAGACACUUUGUGACUCCAGAGGACAACUCUUCGCAACCCCGAUAGACUGCGAACUCCUUUUUUUUUCUUUUUCGGAAGCACACUCUGUACUGUUAUUGCAAUGUGUUUGUCAGUAAUCUAGGUCAGCGCGACUACAAAAUUGAACUUUUAUGACGUUCUAGUAUUCUAGAGGGAGUGGUGGUCGCUUACCAGAAACACAAAACAAAAAAAAAAAGAAAAAUUUCUGGCCUUAAAAGUGGUCGCUGUCGCUUAAGAAAUCUGAGAAGUGGUCGCUUUCGAGAGAGUUUUUGAAACAGUAUUUGAGUAAGAAACAAAACCCGUUACAAAGUGGUCGCUUACGAGAAGUGGUCGCUAUGACAGAGUUAACUCUAUUUUACAGAUAACAUGAUAAAACUAUCAGUCUCUCUUAGCAAAACAAAAUGGACUGGUUUGUUAGCUAGGAUCCGCUCUCCUGAUUUUUAGAUUUUGAGUGGAAUAUUUCAUUUCGGGUCCGAAGGGCUCCAGGGACUUUUGAGAAACGGGCCCCUGGCCCUGGUUGUUCAAAAGUUGGAUAGCGAUAUCCACCGGAUAAGUAGUACCAAGACCAAUUGCCUUAUCCACUGGAUAGUGAUUUAUCCAAAGCAUAACGCUAUUCAACUUUUGAACAACUGGAGCCAGGUGUAUAAGUUUGUAAAUGGGUAAAAAUCGCCGAAAGGUCGUGAUUCCCCAGCUAUGAUCUCUGUAUUUGUCUUACUCUAAUAUGAUUGUAUGUGUAUACCUUCAAGGUUGUGCGAAGCUAUAAAGAACCUCAUUAUAUCCUUGACUCUGGUGGCCACCAGAAAGGCACCAAAGGUCUGUCUGCAUAUCUGUUAAACAACAAUUUGUACUUCAGCGUCGCAAUGAGUACCGAUGAAGACACUCUGACUUGGACAGUUAGAACUUCUAUUUUUACUGUCAGGUAACUUAGCUCAUUUUUAUUGCGUACUAUAAGACAGUGACGUUUCUGUCUCUAAAGCAAAAAUCAGUUAUAGUUCCAGAGAAUUUAAAGAUGAAAAAGGAACAGAUUUUCACGGUCAAAGCAUCCUCAUAGAUUCUCAGUAUCAGGCGUCGCGGCAACGACUAUCGAAUUCAACGAUGUUUGAUAAAAAUGUAUGGGUGUACGCUUGACCUGACAAAAAAGUAGUGGCCGUUUUCACACUAGAGACUAAUUAUCCGUCUGUGUCGGAUAAUCCAUCUUCAAAAUUCGCCAAAACUGACGGAAAAACAGAUGGAUAAAAUCAGACGGAUAGUGCAUUAAAAGUCAAGACCGUUCCAUUUUCAGAUUAAGACUUAUUAUCUGUUUAACGCGAAUUAGCCAACGGACAAAACGUCUCGGACGGAUAGUGCGUCUCUAGUGUGAAUACUUUUUAUCACUUAUCAAGUUCGAGUGUGAUACGCUUCAUGCUUGGUGCUAAUAUUAGAGGAGUUGAUUGAUAUUCGUUUAGGGUCCAAUAGUUGUUUAUCAAUUGUUGUUUAUCGAAUUCCGUGAUUUUCAUGAUUGUCAUGGUUGUGUUUCGCACCCAGAUGGCAGCGUGUUGUACUGAGCUGGAGUCUGUCUGACGGACUGUGGCUUUACACAGACAGUCAGUUCCGAGGUUGGACAAAGACACCCAAGAGUGUACCACGUGAUGUGGUAGCCGAGAGUGCAGAUUUUGUUGUUGGUCGUAAAAACGUUGGACCCGACGUCUCCCCAGCAGAGUUUUCCAUUGGCUCUCUGGCGGUCUUUCCAAGAUUUCUUGAGAAGAAAGAUGUCGAGAAAGUGUUUGGUGGCAAAAGUAAGUACUGUGUAAUAUAUUUUCCAAUUGAGCCGAAGAUUGUCAAACAAUAACAAAAACAACAUUGAUCCCAGUGCAUCAUGCCUUUGUGAGGCAGCUUGGCCGAGCGCUUAGAGUGCUGGAAUGCAAUUCGUAGGCCCCAAAUUCGAUGCCUGCCCUGUCGGCUUGAUGGAUUUUUUUUCUCGGUGGUCCCGAGGCCAUCUCCUAGGCCAAGCUUUUCAAAUUCCAACUAGUUGCCUCAAUUCAGGUGGAAGUCUAAACUUACUGUUAUGUUUGUUUCAAGUAUUUAUUCUUUAAGUUGAGUAGUAUUUUGCUUUUCUUUAUUCUUGUUUUUAGGACUGUAGUUAUUCUAUUCAUUUCUUUAUUUAUGUUUACUUUGUUGUUUGUUUUUAUUGUUUGAUUAUAAAUCUCUUGUCUUCUCAAAAUUGAAUAAAUUAUUUAAGUAUUUGUCCUUAUUUGUAGGCCAAAAAGAAAACUACUGGGUUACCUAUUAUUGUGCUACCGCUAAAAAGUAUUUUUUUUCUAUUUUUUUCCUUUAAUGGGUAACAGGACAAAAUAUCAAGGACGUUUUAGAAAUUGUAGGGGUUGAAAGUAAAUUGGGAGCCUUUUUUUUUUCUUCUCCUGUCAGCGUACUUUUGUGUGUGCGUCUUCGUUUGUUUAUUAGGUUUUUUGUUUUGUUGUUGUUGUUAAUAUAAUUUUUUUUGUUUGUUUUGUUUUUUCUUUUCCUUGUAUGUAAGUAAUAACAUUAUCCGACAAACAUCGAUAAACUAUACUAAACUAAUGCUGUAACGAACUGACUCAUUUUCAACAGAGAUGCCAUACCCAGGACUUAUACGCGAAGUCUGGAAAGAACUCGCCGGAAAAUCAAUCAGUCAACUCAAAGACGAUCCCUACUACCCUAACGACCCUUCACUUGUGGAGAUUAUUGAAAACUUCGACUCUCCUUUUGACAUUGACAAAGAUUACGGUAGUAAGGUGAAAGGCUACUUCGUUGCUCCGGAGACCGGUAACUACACUUUCUAUAUGUCUGGCUCACAAAGCGGGGAAUUGUGGAUGAGCAGUACAGAAAGCCAGCAAAAUCUCACCAAAAUGAUUUCCCUGGAUCAGCCAACUGGUCAUAAUCAGUGGAACAAGUAUGUACAGUAAUAACUUGUUGAUGGCAAUUUAAAUUCGACCCGACGAGUUAAAGGCACUGAACUUUUUGUGCUGUGUUUUACCAGGCUUACAUUCAUUUUUGGAUAUUUCAAAAAAACAAGACAAGAAAGAGGAAGCAGUAUUGUGGGGAAAAAAUAAGGGAGGGGUGGGUGGGGCUGGGGGAGAUCCAAUCAGGAUCGACUUUCUCUUGUUCCAGUUCAAAGCCUGAUGAGACGCCUCGUGUCCUCUGCCUCUUGGGGUGGUUUUUUGGGACCAUCUAUUUAUUAUUAUUACGUAUUAUUAUUAGUAUAGGUAAUAGCAUGAUUUGUAGUGAUAUUUGGCAUAAAUACCACGAGUGAUAUUUCAAAAUUGUUUUACGUAAUUUCACGAGCCAUUAGGCGAGUGAAAUUUGAGACAAUUUUGAAGUAUCACAAGUGGUAUUUAUGACGAAUAUCACGUACAAAUCAUACUAUUAUUUGUUUAUACUACUACCUGCAAAAGGUUUGUAAUUUUUACAUGUGGGUAUUUCAAAUUAAGCUGAAACACCACUGCUCUAAGCCAAGCAAAUUGCAGAAAUUUUUUAUGUAGUAGUAUAAUUAUUAUUAUUAUUAUUAUUAUUAUUAUUACUAUUAUUAUUAUCAUUAUUAUUAUCAUCAUCUUGCCGCAAUUAAAUUAAAUACAUACACAAAAUUCAGAUGGAUAUUAUCAAUAUGGACUGCAAAUUUUAAUAGACGUUUACUUAAUCAAUAUUUUUAAAUGAGUAUCACAUUUCAGUAGUUAAUCAUGAUUCAAAUGUAACAGCCAUUUCCAAAAUGUGAACAGACUAAGAGGGUGUUUUGAUCUGACUAGCACAUUCUUUUCACAUCCUGGCUUCAAAGCGGGAUCAGCAAAACUUAAAAUUCUUUGCAGGCCCGUGAUUCUUUCCUAUUGACCGAGCAUUGCUGAUUUGAUUUUGAGCUACGUUUUCCAAGCGUUUUUCUAAAACCUGCUCAAGACCAAUAAUCACUAAUCACGUGUGAAAACAUCUUGCACAUUGCGCCUGAUCGUCAAUAAUCUUAUGACUCAGCUCAGCUCAGUUUCUGCCGUUGAAUGUCUUUGGUUGGACGUAGGCCCUUCACAUUGACCUCCACUGGUUCACGUUUUGCGCGACACGAUGCCAGCGUUUUAUGAAACUAUCCAAGUCGUUCCUCCAUCUCGUUCUUAGUCUGUUUUGGUCCUUGUGUGUCCCCAGAGCGUCCAAAACGUAAUGCGGGCUUUCCAACGGUGGUCUGUUCUUCUCGCCACAUGACCAGCCCUUAUGACUCACCUAAGAAUAAUUAGAAUGGGUUUUCAUAUGAUCUUUUAUGUUAUCUUUAGGUACGCCGGCCAAAGCUCCAGGUCUGUAGUUUUAGAGGCUGGUAAAUAUUAUUACGUUGUUGGAUUACAGAAAGGCACCGAGUCUACUGACUCUCUCUCAGCUGGAGUUCGUCUGCCCAGCGGUCGCUUUAUGAGACCUAUCACAAAAGAAAUACUACAAUGGAGGUUGCCUGGUAAGUUUGGACUUGGUUUGUUGAAGUACUUGCCUUGUUUAACAGAACAGAGCUAAACCAAAGGGAUGCCUGAGGACUUCAGAAGACCUUUAUCAUGGAAAGAAAAGCUGUAAUUUUUGUGGUUUAAAAUACAGUAGGCGGCAUUUUCCUGUAUCAACCCGAAUUUUUGAAAACUUACCUAGCGACAUUUGCAGGCAUUUGAGUAGACAGGGGCCAAAAGGCAGGUGUUUGCCUCCGCUAUGACCAAAAAUCACACUAACGAAGCAAAAGAAAGUCGGGAAAAAUAGAAAAGGCGAGGAGAAAGGAAGGAGGAGAAGUGAAAGAAAAAUGGUUGCACUCGUUUUUAUAUUGACUUCUUCGUUUUAGAACGAGAAAAAACUGCUUGACGGAAGAGGUCUAUUCGGCGGUAACGUUUGCAAAAAUGUUGCCAGUAAUUCGAAAGUACAGCAGUAACAACGUCCGUACUAACAGAAGAUGACAACUUUUGCCACACAAUCUAUAAACAGGCCAUAAAACAGUGUUCGAAGGAGUCGGUAGUUGCCACAAAACGCCAAGAACGACGAAGAUGAUAGCCUAAGAAAAAAGCCGACAUGUCGCGAAUCCGCUACUGAUUUCCCGGCGAAAUGACGUUUGAGAAACGUGCGCAGAAAUUCCAUACUGAUGACGUGUCACUACACACAUCUCGGUAUAGCUUCUGAUUGGUUGAAGAAAAUUUCUCUCGCUGCCAUGACCAAUCAGAAGCACUUUCCAAAUAUGAGUUGUAACACUUAAUCAGUCUGGAAUUUCUGCAGUCGUUGCUCAGAUUUCAUUUCGCGGGGAAACCAGUGGUGGCGUCGUCAAAUGUCAGCUUUUUGCUUCGGCUACGAAGAUAGCAGACUAAAAACCUUUCUAAUCGGCCUCUUUUGUCGUGUGUGAGUAGACUAAGAUUAGCAGCUGUAUAGCGGAAUGCUGAGAACGCAUACUUGAUAUGUUUCUCACUAAUAAGUAAAACUGAAAAGCCCAGUGUAAAGGAGAUCCAUGGUAGUGUAAGAGUGGUUUUUUUUUUCCAACUAAAGAGAGAGGUUAAAAGCCAAUUUUCUUUUAUUAUUCACGAGUGAGACCUUUAGGUUUUAAGACGAGGACGACAGGGUGGACGUGAUUUUCUCAAUACUAAGUAAUGCGGGUGCGUGAACCUUGAUACGGGUGUGUCUCCUCGUCCCGUAGUCGUUCUCGUCCUCGAAUCUGAAGCGGGGAAGCCCUCUACCUCAUACUUACAGUUCACCCUUCAACUCUUUUCCUUCCAGGUGACCCGUUCGCUGGUGUAAUCCGUGAAUUAUGGCAAGACAUCCCUGGCUAUAAAAUUAUGGAUCUCACCUCCAAUCCCAACUUCCCGAAUAAUCCCUCAAGCAUUGAGGUAUUGGACAAGUUUGAUGCUCCUCACAAUGUUGAUGACAAUUAUGGUUCAAGGAUCAGAGGCUUCUUCAAGGCACCAGAAAGUGGUCUCUACAGGUAUAUUUUGGCGUUUUUGGUCAUUGUAAAAAAGGUCGCGAAAUUAGAGAACCACGAAUAAAAAUAUGCGCUAAAUUUAAACACGCGAAAUUUCAUACUCAUAAAGAAAAUUUAAAUCGCAGAAAGAAAUGAUUGACAUGUAAUGACAACAUAUACAGGAUAUGUAUCGGCAAAUACCCACAUUAUUAAACGGCAUUUUACUGGUUCAGUAAAUUCCAUUUUGAAUCUUCCGUUGUCAAAAACGUUAAUUUGCAAAGAUUUUAUAUGGAGUAGAUAAUCUAAAUAUCAUAUUCAUUCUGAAUCGCUAGAUUCGUGCAAAAAAAGAAACAUGCGUUUUGCUUGUUCCAGUUUAUCUUGUUUGUCUAAAAAUUAAAAAUUCAGACUUCAAAAUAAAAUGAAGUUGAGAACGCUUGAAUAGCGACAUUUAAUGCUCUAAUAUCAAACCUUUCCACUUAAAUCGCGAAAUUAAGGUUACCUUUGAGACUGAGAUUAACUUUUUUCUUUGAGGUUUUUCCUGGCGGCCGACACAACUGGAGAAUUAUGGCUUAGUUCUGACGAGACAGAGAAGAGCCUGAAGAAAGUUGUGGCAAUAAAUGGCUGGACCGCUCACAAUGAAUGGCUCAAGUAAGUCUUUAAUCUGAUGAAUUCUGUCUCCUUUUAAAAGAGAAAAGGGGAAAUUACGUGUAGUACACUCAUGGAGCAGGGACAUGUCACAGUAGAGUGUUCACAGUUCCCUAUUUUACUGUAAGAUCGUCGAGAUCGAACGCUUUGUGUUACACGUAGCCGUCUUGGUUUCAAGUUCCGAGUCUACCCUGGAGGUGAGUGUCAAAUCUGCUUAGGGGGCUGUGAACGGUUUUGCUGGAGGAAUUUUUCUUGCCUCCCUUCCCCCACCGGUAUAAAACCCGACGCCCGCCCCCUUAGUACAUAUGAAACCGAGAUGGCCGCCCGUACCGGUAAGCGCUCGAUCCUGACGAUCUUACGAAAGAAUAGGCGACUGUGAACAGUCUAUGUAACAGUUUCGCCUAGCGGGGACAUGUAAUAAGUACAUUUUCAGGGUUUAUUCUAGAAAGCGACCUUGCGGGAUUUCCUCAAUUUGGAAAAAAAUGCCGCAUAAAAUUUACGGGUCUAUGUAACAGUUUCGCCUAGCGGGGACAUGUAAUAAGUACAUUUUCAGGGUUUAUUCUAGAAAGCGACCUUGCGGGAUUUCCGCAAUUUGGAAAAAAAUGCCGCAUAAAAUUUACGUUGCCGCGUCAGAUGGGGCGCAAAAAAGAAAGACCCAAGGAUAACCACUAUUUUUUGAAAUAAAGUAUUCGAAAACAUCACUGACAACAACACUGAUUUGACGGCCGCUCUGUAAACUUACUUUGAACUUUCAUAUCCUCUUACUGUCUCAAUUGCCUUUCUCUUCUUCUUUUGAGUCAUUAUUUCACCAGACAAACAUCCGGGAUUCUGCAGUAAUUCGAGCCCAGACAUUUCCAGUUGCCCAGAAUGUUCCAAAGUGGCGGCAAAGCGUCAAUGAGCGUUCGUUUUCUCACGGAACAGUCUGUACCAAUAAGUUCAAAUACCUUUUGGGGGAUUCCUUUUCUUGAAAAAGGGUCCCCUAAAAUUACAGAAGGGGGCCCAUUUGACCCUCAUUGGCUAAUUUCUAGAAUAAACCCUGUGUGUAGAACACUCGAAGGGAUAUGUAACAACGUUAUCUGGCAGGCAUUUUGCAGGGCAAAAAUCACAAUGUCAACACACGUAACGCAUGUUGUUACUGCACGAACACAAAGGAAUUAAGUCGUUUUUUUGCUUCUGACUGGUACAACUCAUAACCCCGUCCUAGACGUUGUUGCACAGAAACGUUGAACAAUCGCACACACGAUGAUUCAUGGUGCCCUCGUCUUUGACACAUUUUUCCUUCACAACUUGCUCCAGAAAGGACAGCGUUGAACUUCGUAGGACAUGCUCCCGGAGAAGUUUGUCCCGCAAAUUUUUUUGUCGCACGAAUUAAAAAGUAGAAUAAAUUGCACAGAGUAAGAGACUUUUUCCCGCGACAUAUCCUCGGCACCUUUGCUUUUUUCUGUCUCCCAGCCUUUUAAAUCAGUCCUUCGACAUUUUCGUAUGGAGUGAAGAAUCUAGUCCUUUAUUUCUAGACAGUAUGUUUCGUUCUACUUCACACUAAAUUUACAAAACACGUAACGUUUUGUGCCAUUAAAGGGUGGUCUGUGCACCGUGCAGUUAAAUUGUAAUAAGUGAUUUUGGCUGCUACUGUAUUUUCGUCCAUUUUUGUUCGAAGUUUGACGCUUUGCUAGGCUGCAAACUUAUCGAUCCGGCCUUGAAUCAGUUGCUUCGAAAUGUGUCAUAAUUUUCAUUUAUUCUGACGGCUUUACUACUGAAGUCCACCCCAUUAAAUCGAUUUAAAAAAGUACACCAAGGCGCAUGUGAUUAGGCCCAUGUAGUUCAAACUUCUCUAAGAGUUCUAUAAAAAAUCCAUUAGAAAAUUCGGCAAGUAAUGGACUAAAAAAGUGCACACAAAAAGUGCUUUGGAUAACUGCUGAAUUCUAUUAUUUUAAUCUUCCAUCCUUUAACGUUUUGUUUUCUCGACCUGGGUUACCGUUACUAGAACUGAAACCAUUUACCAAUUUACCAGCUACCUAAACUCCCAAUGCUUCGCAUAAAAACAGUUCCAGAUUUUAUACGAACUCCUUUCCAUUUUAUCGAAUGUUACCUGUCAAAAGCCGGAGAUCUAAGCCAGAAUCCCAUAAAACAAUGAGCUUUUAGCCCGCUUUUUGGCUUUAUGGAAGCAUUAGCAGAACUAUGAGCUAUUAUCCUGUAAAGGUUUCCGAAACACCACUGUUUUCUUAAGUCGUGAUUUAAUGACCGUUUUCUUGAAUCUUUAAUGGUUCAUAGGUCAAGUCACCUCACUCCAGAGGUUCUGGUUAAUGUACCCUUAAAUAACGCUUCAAACUAAGGCAGGAUGUAUAAAUCACUUUUUUUAUUAGUCUUUGGGUUGGGGUUGUAAAAUCAAACUCAAAUAUAUGAGUCGAUAGUAAGGUAUAGGCUUAACAACACCGUAAUUUUUAGGGAGUUAUUAUAACUCCAAAAAUGGGCUACAAAUUUUAGGUAUAGGAUAACCCCUUUUGUGGGGGUCACUUUAACUCCUAAUUUAACUCCGAAUUUGGGGUCAUUUUUACUCCUGAAAAAGAGGGUUUUUUUUGCAAGAGUAGAAAAAUUUUCAUAACUUAAAACCUUUUUCGCCCAUUGUAUAUAAACCACUAGCAACAACCUUUCUGUCACACUACUGCAAACUAAUCCCAUUGUCUAUCGGUUACGUCCCUUUGUGAAAGCUUUUUAGCCCAGUCUAUGAAGGCCGGCGGCAGGUGGAGUUUUUUGCUGCACACCAGUGGGCAAAGAAAGUCAUGUCUGUUAUACCGGGGCUAGUAGAUUUUGCUAUCGGCUUAAUGAAUUCUGUUCUUAACUUGCCCGACAGGCAAGGUAUUGGGGGAGAUUCAAAUUAUCGAAGAACUGUAGUCAAUCCUCAAUGCUAGCUAAAACCUGCCCUUAGAGCAAGCUUUUCAACUGACUUUCUUUGCACCCUGUGCACUGUUAAUUAUCAAUCCAGGAAAAAAGGAUCUAAUGAAAUGACACUUGAUGGUUUUUGGUCGGAAUCUGAACACUGAAGUAUGGGAGAAAUAGUUUAAAAUUUAGAUAUACCUUGUCUAAAGGAAAAGGAAAUGGAAGUUUGUGUUAUUGCCUAAAUCGAGGCGACUACAAAUACCUUUUUUUGUCCUUAACAAAUAUAUUGAAUAAAGCAGGUGGUGUUUGUCCCACAGACACCGACAAAUUGAAACGAUGAAGGAAAAAACUGAUAGAAAAAAAUAUUCUCAAGUAAAUACACCAGUGUGCGUCAAUGCAAUUUAAUCAUUUUUACUGGAAUGAAAUUAUAUACAUUGAGUGUGAUUAUGGAAAUAACAGUCAGGCUUUGUUAGUUUUGGGUGUUUGCACAAAGUAAAUCUGACCGGUAUAGUUUUAUUUUGACACGUUGAUCCCUAGCUAAAAGUUUCUUCCUUUGUCGGUCUUGCCUGUAUUAUUCUAUUUUAAGUAAAACGAAUUUUUAAGCGAAGAUUAAACUGUAUACUUUAUUCAAUGGCAGAGUUUGCUAAUCAAAAUUUUCAUUUUUUAGGGUCGUUUCCAGUGAGAGACAGUCAGUUUAAUAUUUAAAGCGUUCCUCCCUGACGUCCAUGUUAGUGAAUGGCCAUGACAAAAGUGUGCGGAGAAACUGUAAUUGAUGUAGGCUAAAUCACCUAAAAACUUUUAGGUUCCCUAAUUGAGUUUAGGCUAAUUAACUGAGUUGCUUCCGAUUUCGGUAUGAUUUUUGUUUUUGCAUAGAAGUCUACUCAACUCAACGUUAGCCAUGAUUUGCAUAUCAAGCAGCAGCGCACAACUUUAUCCCUUUUUGUAAACGAUAAACAAAGAUUAAUUACAUGGCAAAAUAUUACUGAGUUUGGUCGUUUUCGAUAGAUAUUUUCAUCCCGACUGUAUGUUCGUUAUUUUUUUCGUUAAGUUGUCGUGUACAAUUCGAGUCAAUUGCGCAGCAUGUGGUCAAGCGUUUGCACCGCACUUACCGUGCAGCAUUAAAUCAUCAGUUGUAGAAUUUUGAAGCUCUGUCAAAUAACACAAAAGGAUCAACCCCGGUUACGAAAUGUAUGAAUUUCCUCUUAUGCCGCCUAAGAUUUAGAAUCCAAGCAAAAAGUAGUAUGUGAGAAUCGUUUGCUCAAAAGAUCAGUCUCUUUUUUCACUUAAAAAAAAUGUGUAUGAAAACUGAGGCAUAGCAAUGUACUCCGUUUUAGCAUUUUUUUUCUUCAAAGCAUGAAUAAAACAGUCUCCUCUUUUCUUCAAAAACACUUAGAAGCAGCUCAGUAGGACUAUAACGUUGUCCACCUUCGUUCUUGAUAUAAUUUGAGACCCAUGGACCAAAGUUCUGUGUCUUUAGUUACUAAGAUCCUGAGGACUUGAAGGUGAUGUGGAUUCGUUUUCUGAAGGUGAACAAGACGACGUUACAUCUGGAGGAGGCUGUGUUAAAGUAAGAGGUCCAUAUAUGAUUGAAUCUAAAGACCCCAUGCUCAAACUUGGGGAUGGUGAUGAAAAAAAUGUGCAUUGAUCGAUGGGCGUGAGUUUAAGGGUUGGAUAUGUGACUUGCAGUUCAGCUCUUGGACUGAUUAGCUUAACCGUGUUUUCCUUGGGCUUUCGUGCGCGUCUUGGAAUUAAUUCCAUACGGCCAAUUUUCAGGCUUUCCUCCUUUUGAACUUUUGACAUUCUCUUUUCCUUUCCGCUUAUUUCAAAGUUAAUGAUUCGUAGUGACUUCCAAAGAUUCUGAGUGGACGACAAAUCGGUCGCAAAGUUUGGCGUUUUUGUGUCUUCUUGAAGUACGGAGUUGAUUUUUUUCGUCCUUAAUGAGUGUAGUGAAGAUGUUUUGUUAUCCAAAAGUGAACUUUCCCUCGUAGAUGCACAGAGAUUACUAUGAGAAAGCCAUCUUUGGCAGACCCUUGAUGAUUCUUGUUUCACUUUUAUCUGAGGGAGACUAAACGAAGACACAGCACGGUGUAAAGGCCUCUGUUUGUUUUGGUUCGCUCGCCUGUAGUUAAGCUCGUCUGUUUUGUUCUUUUUUUCACGGGAGGUCAUUUUUGUUAUCGCUGGAAAAUACGUUUUGCCUUUCUGGUUUGGUCGUGCACUCAUGUGGAUCGAUUUCUCCUUUUGUGACGUAUCGGUUUUUCUACUCCAUCGACUUUCACUUUUGUACGUAAGAACUGAAUCGUCUUUACACGAGUAAGGUUGCUCCAUGCGUACGUGAGAUUUCUAUGUUCUCACGAAAAUCAGGACAAAUAAUAUUUACUUUCCUUUUUCUGUCUUCUGUCUAAAAAACAGAUAUACUUGACAGGCGUCAAAGACCAUUAAUUAUCAUUAAGCCAACACAAAAUGUACUAACGAUACAAAAAAAAGUGAUUAAUAAGAUGCUAACCUAUAUCUUUGCGCUUAAAUAUGGACAUACAUUUUAAAGGUGAUAAACAUGCUUUUCUUAAAACAAAUCUUUACUUGAAAAUGAAGAUACGAACUGAUAACACUGAGUACAAUAUAAAAUACGAAAAUACAUUUAUAGUGAAAAGGAAAAGUGUCAAAUAAUGCUAAGUCAGGCUAAUAAUGUUAUAUAAAAGCAAGAUCUUGAAAGUCGGGGUUCGAAAUCAGAGAGAAAUUUUCAGCGGAAGUUAUUGACGAUGGAUCGUUAGAAAAAAAGAGAUGUACAUAUGCGUCCAUGAAUGCGGUGUGAUAAUUAUCAAGACGACAAUUACAAAAAGAAUUAAUUAUGGAACAAUAGCCUUUAAAAAGACUUUCACUGGAAAUCCAUAGGCUUUUUCUGUUUAUGGGUUGAUUAGAUUUUUAAACUGUUGGAAAGUGAAGCCGAAGCAAGGGCAGAAAUUGCGUAAUUAGAGGAUAAGAUCGACAGAUCCUUUCUUCCGAUCCCUGAAAUAAUGCCCCCCAUCACCAGCAAUAUUCUAAGCCCUAAUUUUGAUUCAUACCGGGAUUAGCUUUCACUUCAAUUAACAAUUCAAUCCAUUUCUUACUUAGAUGUGAGUUCUUUGUACACAACUAUUUCAAUUAACAUUGUUGGAUUUUGUGGCCUCAAGCCUACCCGACAAAACAGGACGAAGCCGCAAGGUCAUGGUCGGAGUUGUUAAUCCUUUGUAAUUCGGCCAUGCCUUGGCAGUUUUCAACGCCGUAUAACGGUAUAAGAAUGUGACAAAAGUCUACCUUUUGUUAUAACUGAAGAGUUGCUUCAUACCCUGGGUACCAGAAGUAUUUUCUCGCGUGCUAGUGCGGUGGAGACGCUUCGGGUUCGGCCGCAGGCCGACACGUUUUCGGCUUUUAGGCCAAAGCCGCGAGAAAAAGAGACUUAUUAACCGAAACCGAAAACCGCGCAUGAAAAGUCUGGCGCUCAUGGUAGUUGCUUUAUGACUAGAGUGAAAAUUUUUUUGUAUCAUUAUUUUUUUAAUGAAAUUAUCCCUACUGAUAUAUGAUCUGGAAGAGUGGAUUUUCCGACAACGUAAAUUGAAAGAGCUGUUUUUUCAAGUACAGCGAAUUUGAUCAAAGCUUACGCCGCUAAUGGAUAGUAGAUUACCCGCAGAUACUUUCAGUAUAAGCUAAAACAUUAAGGACGUCCAUUAAAAUAUACCUUGUGACAAACACUUCCACAAUGAUCUGUAUUUGCUGUGCGUAUCUAUAUACCGAAGCCUCUCUCCUAAGGAGAAAAAAUUUCAUUGACGUGCCGUCAUGAGAAACCUCGAGGUUCUGCGAUACACGUAUUUCUAGUUUAAUAAUAUAGGCGAGUAUUUUUUUCUCUUGAAAACAGAAAUAGUUUUCAAGAACAAAAAUGAAAUAAAGACAAAAAAGAUUAUUUUCAUUAUCGUCCAAGGCACGAUGACGAUAGCCUGACUUUUCAAGUUCUAAUCGACUUGUAAGAUCAUUAAUGGACGAAAGGUAAAAAAUGUUAUUUUCAGCAAUUUGUCCAAGGCACUAUGAUUCAACAUGACCUUCUAAGUUUUCGUUAACUUAGAGUAUAAAGAGACCAUUAGCGACUUUCACUUUCCUCAUAAUGCAAUGUAUUUCCCCCACAAAAUUUUGCAUAAGCUUUGUGUUUAAUUUAUCUUGGGGGUAGCCUACAAUCGUCCCUUGAGAAAAUGAAAAGCGAACGGCAAAAUUUUAUGGGGAAAACAAAUUGUAUUAUGAGGAUCGUGAAAGUCGUAGAUACGAUUAUCCAUCCUUGUUCGUCGUUUGUCUCGCGAUAGUCUCUCUAAUAUUGAUCGCUACGUUUCGACUGCUCAGUCAACGGUCGGUCUUCUUAGGGGAAGAUGUCUAUUGGCCUUGAGAAACCAUUACUACACUACGGUUAUUAGUGACUUGUAGCUAUUUACGAUUGGGUAUUUAAACUAUUUAUUUUACUUGAGCUCCCUAACUCGUUUCCAACAUACGUCACACAAAAAACAAAGAUCAGACAUUCAUCGUUAGAAAAACAAUGAAUGACUGUGUGUAAAAAUCACUUCUUAAACAUUGUAGAUUCCCAGAACAAAAGUCUGAGCGUAUCCACCUGAAGAAAGGCAAGUAUUAUUACAUGGAAGCAUAUCAGAAAGCAGACAAACUAGCAGACUGUGUAUCUGUGGCUGUCGAGCUUCCCAGUGGGCACUUUGAGGGACCAAUCAAAAGAGUUCAUUUGAGUUGGCGGUUACCAGGUGAGGUGGUAUGCUUUGUAUAGAAGGGUCAUGUGCACUCUCUUAUUACAUCACUCACACUGGUUGCCAGGUAGACCACAACAGUAGGGACGUUACGAUACGACGACGCGAAGGCAGCGAAAACGUCGCUUCAAAAAUGAAUUUGCGUUCUUUCAAUCUUUAUCGCGAUUAUUCCAACUCACGUAGUUUGUCAAGUGUAUGCGAAUCCUCCCGGAGCUGAAUUUUCUAAGAACCAUAUUCAAGUUUAGAAAGAGAAUAACAUUUCGUCGUGACCUGUUUACGUCCUCCCGAAAAAGUAAAAUUAGGCAAUUUCACGUCGUAGUCGUGCAUAAACGUUCUCAAACUCAUUAAUAAUUCAUUAAGAAAAUACAAAGGAAAUUAAUGUUUAAUGAGUGUUUGGAAAUCGGAUGAAACACUGCUUAGUAUUUGCAUCCUUAAUUUCUCCUUCAAAAAUGAUUUUGUUUGAGAAGAAAUAUCAAACAUUCGACACAAUGUUUCAUCACCAGAUGAAACACCUCGAAGUUCGUCAAAAAUACUCCGCUGCGCGUCGUAUUUUCAACUCUCUUCUCGGUGUUUCAUCUGGUGAUGAAACACUGCAUCUCAUGUUUGAUAUAUUACGUAAAGAAUUGUACAAAAAAGUGAGAUGCUCGUGUAAAGUUGUUGUUUUGCCUACUUAAUCUAUUUUGGUUUUUUACGUUCUCGUUGCCGUCGCAUCGUCAGAUCGUAAAGUCCCCAGUGAGGUUCUCAAAGGACACCGUCAGCUGUUGCACAUGCGCAUUAGAGACCAUUUCUUAGCUGAUUUGCAUAUCACAAGAUACGCGAUUUAUACUGUUUUUAACAAAUAUGAUAAAAUAAUAUUAUAGGAUGAUUGAAAGGAUACUCAGGAACAGGUUGUCAAUAAAAUAUCGAAGAUCGAAUGAAACUGGGCAAGAGUGAAGCGGAUUUCUAGAUGUGUUCGACGCGUGCCUUUGAUUUCGGGUUGAGAAAAACGCUUUUCAAAGUUGCAAAACUAGUAUCCAGGUCAGCUCGGUCCCAAAGCUGACUGUGUCCUAUUCAGCAAAUAUGCUUUUUAAUUGUAAAUAUCGUAUUUAUUCGAUUAACCGCUCUGGGCGCUUAUUAAAUUUUUGUAACUUGAGAGUGGGCGCUUAUUCGAGGUUGGGCGCUUAUUCCAAUAAAUACGGUAGCUUUUAGAUUGUCGUAUUUUACUGGCAUUUCAUCUCUUGAUGUAGUUAGCGGAGAAUAUAAUUACAUCCUAACAGAAACAGAUAAACUUGGACUUGUUCAACUUACAAUGGAAAGUAGUGACAUUGAAUUGAAUUAAUAUUUUUCUUCUUUAGAUGGAAGAACCGGUCCGGGACCUUCAUCGCAGGAAGAAGGUUUGUUACGGCCGAUUUAGACGAUACGAUUUUUGGUUACUACUAUCAUGCGUGACUAGCAUACGUCAUGACUUUCGACCAUCCACACGUGCACAAUUUACACUUACGACAUCUACAAUGUGUCGUAUGAAUGUCGUAGAUCUAAUUUACACGACACGAUCUGUCAUCAAGUCGUGACGCAUGCUAGUCGCGCACGAUAAUCGUAAGCAAAUAUCGUGCCGUCUAAAUCGGCUUUUAGAUAGACUAAGCCUUACUACGCAAAUGUUAGGUUAGAGGCCGGAAAUACCCUUGAGAAAUCCCCAAAGAGCCACCUGAUCAUAAUAUAGCGGUGGUUAGCUCGAAAGCUAAGCUCCUCUGAACACCGUACACUUCUACCCAAGCCACUAAUUUUCUUCUCUUUGUCCUUCUUCUUCUCCUUUAUUAGUGUAUUCCUACCUUACUAUAUAUAAUGUAAAUACUCUAGAAAGUGUGAAUAAUAAAAAUUGAAUUGAUCUUACUAGCUAGAGGAUACCUUACUUCAUGUUACUACAACAUGAAGACUGUGAAAAAUGUCUUUGUUAAAGUAUGGGAAGGAAAGAAGUUCAUUAAAAAUCGAAACCUUUGCGUCGGUAAAAUAAACAGCAUGUCACCAGCGAGAGAGAAAGAAAAACUCUUGAGUCCUCUACAGAAUUCGAACCUAUGACCUCCCGAACACCCGGGAUGUUCACUUAGAAAGCUCAGUACCAGAGGCCUUUAUUAUUAACAUUUGUUUCUUUUUCCGUUUUAGCCAUACCCAAGCCAGUUGGUUUGUAUCCACUAAACAAAGCCUUUGGCGGUAAAGACGCCGGUCCUAACAACGAAAACGGAGUGCUUAGCAACGUAGAUCUUUCAACAGGACCUAAUGGUGAGACUAAAAGGAUUAAACUUGAUAUUCAAACUUAGUGCGCUUUUAUAAUAUUCUGGGAGCUCAUUGGUUGACUGUAGUACGUUUCAGGGGGGUGCUCCCUUUAAUGGCCCAUACGGGGUAUUUUUUUUCAGACUUCAGGUAUAUGAAAGGGUAGGGAUUUCACUAGUUGAGGUAUGUAAAAGGUUAGAAAAAUCUGCCAUUUCAGUCAAGAGAGGUCAGUCUGUUCAAAGGCCCAAAAGAGCUAACACUAAACAGAUGCAUGUUAUGGCUUUGAAAAAGUCGAAAAACGUUCUGGUAUUGUGGUUCAUUUGUAUUUUAAGGUCGUGGCGGAUCCUACCCUUAUAAACUUUGUUGAGUACCGCCCCCGCGUAUGUUAUUGGCCUAUAACACACUAUUGCCAUGUGCAGUAGCGUGAAAAUUUCUAAAACUUUGCACAGAUGUUUUCCCUUGGAAUCGACUUAUUUGUUGCGUUUUUCUUUUGAACGAUUUUUUGACUUAUUUACGUAGCUAUGUAGACACUGAAUAAGCUUGUUACUUUCUGUCCUGUUGUUGUGGUACUUCGUUUAGAAAUCGUCGCUUUUUAAUGCAGCUCAUCCAGUUUAAACAUUACUAGGGUAGAAUUCUGGCUGUAGAAUGAGCGCAAAAUUCUUCAUACUGCAUUUGACUAAGCUUUAGACAGUAUUUGAAAGUCUCGUCUAUUCUACAGCCCAGUUUGUAUGUACAUUUGCCGGUCAGACACUCACAUCACUGUCUUACCCCUGAAAGAAAAUGAUCUCUUUUAUUUAACACCGUACUUCUGUAACAAUCCGAGGAAGUUAUUACUACUUUGCGCUCCUACAGCUCAGCGGUUUCAAUACAAAUUGAAGCAGGUUUGUGUAGAGUAACCGACUGCAGCAACAAGGGACCGAUUGCCCUUUCUCAUUUUGAAAUUUCAAAACCCUAAAGUGCGAUUUUCAGCGUUCUGGGAACUAAAUUCAGUACAAAACAGCUUGUUUUUGAUCAAAGGAAAUGUAGCUUUUAAUAAAGUUUCAAUUUAUCAGCCACAAAAUCAAAUCCGCCGCAAGCAAUGAACAAAUGUCGGUAAUUAGAUUACGUACAUCUGUACGUGAAUAAAUUCUGCGUAAACCUAUAAAGAAACUUGUGAAAAAUUGACUGAAAUACAGUCUCAACAUUACUAAAGCAUAACAUAAAACCAGUCCGCCGUUAUGAAAACAUAUCGUAUAUAUCCGGGAAAAAUAAAAGCCGACUUCUCUGAGUAAAGACGCCGGCACGUUUAGUCGGUCGUCGUUGCUUAUUGAAUCAGUUAAGCCGUUUACCAGCUAAAUGUGAUAUGUUUUCUUGUUUUAUCAGAUGAUGACGGUGGCGCGUACGAAUUUAAAGGAACAGCUGAUUCCUUUGUUGAAAUUCCAAAUGACGGGAAGCUCGAUACACAGAACUCCAUGACAAUUUUAGCAAACAUUUACCCCAGCGGGAGUGGGGGACCCAUAUUGAACUACAAAACAGACGGCUGGGGAGUACACUUGUGGCAGUUUGAAUCUACGGAGCUGUUUGUAAGAUUUGUACACCGCAACGGAAUUUUCCAUAAACCAAUCGCUUCAAGAGUUUUACAGGUUUGUGGUGGCUUUUCUGUUUCGAUAUUACUAUGCCUUAAACUUUGUUACUGUAUUGUUUAAUCAUUUUAAGGUGACUUACAAGGGUAUUCAUUUCAGCGCUUCACGCACGUACCAACUCCCUGGUAUGGCUAGUACCUUACGCAUGCGCACAACCAUAUCACCCCGGCAGUGGCAGCCAUGGACAGCUGUUUCGUCCUUUUUAGGACUCAUCAUCGAUCCCAAGUGGUAGCUUGUGUACGGUGGAGCUGGCACUUAGAGGAAUGCUUUUGUACUCGCCUCGGCAGUAAACAGCGGGGUCGAUGAUCGCAAGUGAGACCCUCUUGCCUGGGGCUAUGCCACGCCGACAAGUCCUAAUGAGGAAACAGCUGUCCAUGGCUACCAUUGCUAGGGUGAUUGGUCGUGCACGUGCGUAAGGUACUGGCCAUACCGUGGUGUUGGUACGUGUGCUUCAAUGCUGAAAUUGGUAUUAUUUACUAGAGUAUUUACGACAGACCCACCCUAAACAGAGUGGUUUUAAAUGUUACGAUCUCGUCCUUCUUUCGAACCAUAGUAAUAAAUUCGCUGAUACAUGCGUUCAUCUCCUUCGGGGGAAUUCCUUCUCGUCAAGUCUUGAACCUUCCUCGACCUCAACAGUUGUUUAAGCAUAGUAACAUUCUGUCGAGUUUUCUUUUUUGUUCUUUUCGUUUUCUUGACUCUUAAUAAAUUCAUUGACUGAACUAAUGUCUGCAAACCUUCAAGUCAUGCAAACGUUCACUUUCAUCCACUUUGACACGUCGCGGCACACCAAAAGGCGGGAAAUCGAUACAGGUUUUCCACUAGUGAAAAAUUUCGUAUGCGGCCUGUGAUUGGUCAUACGAUAUUUCUCACUGGUGUGUAUGACCAAUCAGAUUGUUCCAGUUUUUGACAGACCAUUUUUACUUGACAGCUUUGUUUAGAGAAACUCUCAGUAGCCAUAUAAUAAAUCCUUUACGGCCGACUGGCAAGCUAAAUUAAUUGCAGGCUACGGAACUGUAAGGCGGUAGGACUGGGCUCGAUUCCCUGUGGAACCAACACUUAGGUUCUUAAAACAAGAGAGAAGAAGUGCCACCUUUGCUAUAGUUACACUUUCCUUUGUUCUCCGAUAAGGGCGAGAAACCAUAUGCACUUGUAAUUUGCGCGAAAUAAGUAAUAGAUUUAUUAUUAACCAUGUACCACAUGUCACAUGUUUCACAUAAACUGACUCUGACGGUCGGAAAAGGACUUCUGAUGAUCCGUAACAAAUCUCAAACAGUUAUCUCCACUAGUGUCCUCCUCAGUUCACAUUUACCUAACAACUGAUAACGUCACUGAUUGGAAACUUCCAGACAGCCAUUUGAGCCCGUAAGCAGUCUAGCGUAAUCCCCCACACAGUGGUGUAAAUUAUCCCUUAAAAUCUCCAAGGGAAUGAAUAACUAACAUCCCCACGUAGACUUCUGAUGACAAAUGACACAAAUGCGGCUGAGAUCAGGGGGAGGGUGGGCACACUUAGUGGGCCAUACUGUUUUAAAUUCUAUUGAUUCUAGUGAAUGUUAAAAGAGCUCCGCUUUUAGGCUUGGCUAAAUGGAUAUAUUAAGAUAUUCGUGUGUUAUUUUUACAGCUGAACGAGUGGAAUCAGGUUGGUGCAACAUACGACAACACGACUGGUGUAGCACAGCUGUGGCACAAUGGCAAGAUGGUGAAGAGUCGCAACAUUGGUCAGAUCAAACUUGCCACCCAGUAUCCAAUCAGAAUCGGUGCAAGGGAUGGGGAUGAUAGAAGAUUCGCUGGCAAAAUUUCCUGUUUGCAGAUUUAUGACAAGGCUCUGGACGAGCAACAGAUUGGAAACCUUAAGAGUUGUCCAGUCAAAGGUAAUGAUUGCUGCUUUUCAUCUAGUAAACAUAUCAAAGUUGUGCCACAGGCUACCCAUUACAGGUAGACUCCACAGUCACACCUACGUCACCUUUCACUACAAACGAAACUGCUCGUCAGUCAAUAACAACUUAUCGAGAAACCUACCACCAAGAGAAAUACGAUUGUUAUGUUCAGUUUUCAAUGUUUCUAAUUUCUUAUUUCUUUUGACCCUGCCAAUAGUAAAUAAACUGAACAGUAUAAUUUACUUUUCAUUAAUAACUUUUUAAUUGUAGCUGCUAGGUAGUUGCUUUUGUUACUACAGGGUAAAUAUGAUGAUAUAUUCAGAACUGAAUUAAAAUUAUUUUUUCACCCACCCGAAUAUACAGCUCGGGUAAUACAUUUACGACAUUGAGGAAUAAAACUACCUAUUUCCCUUACGUUAAUUUUAUUCGUUUAUUCAUGUAUUGAUGAUAUUCGAUUCACAGCGAAAAUUUCCCUGGAUGACGAACAAGAUUCUGGUUUUGGAUCAGGGUCGGGAGAUUGGGACGAACAAGACUUGGAUUGUAAGUUAUUUUGAAGUUCUUCAUGAAUAUGAAGGAAGCAAGUAUGCUACAAAAUUACAAGGAAAAUUCAAGUAUCAAUAGCGAGAAUGAAUAGUUCAACUAGACAUGAGAUCGUGUUUACUUUCCUUAACAGUGGUAUAUAAUUCCCUUACAGCAAGUGCCGUUUCCUUUUCUCACAAUGCUGGUAAAUAUGAUAAGGAUGAAGAAGCCGAUGAUGAGAUUCAGGGUAAGAAUCAGAUCAAGUAUGAUCGGGGCAAAGAAGGAAACUGGACCGAGUUAACGUUGGCAAAGACUUCUGGGACUGUUACUAGGGACAGGGAAAAAAUUGGCCAAUAGCUGAUCGACGCGUCCUCCUUAACGAUCCCAGAGACAAUUGCGGGACGCAUUUCGGCUCCAGUUCCCUUCUUGUUUCUUAAGUGGCGACUGUGUCAGAGGUCCCGUCAACACGAAUCCGGACUUUUUUGGAAAGGCAUUUUCUCUACACGAAUCAGUCUUCCGUCCAUAGGAAACCAGUGAAUCAGCUCAUUCAUCCGUGGCCUAUUCAUGUAAAAAAAUAUGCAGUUUCAAAAAUAUGCGGAUUCUUCUGGAUGGGGUCUGACGGCCUGUUUACAUGGAUGUGGGGGACCCCAGAUAAAUGAAGUAACAUGUGGUGGGUCACCCCACCUAUCAUGUAAACGUGAUCAAAUUAAAAUGAGAGAUUAUAUGGCCGGACAGGCGGGUUACCUCACCUAAGCGGGUUACCUCACCUACCUGGGGUCCCCCACCUCCAUGCAAACAGGCCCUUAAUAGACCUUUUUAGCUUGACGUUUGGUUUCAGACCACGUGAUGUUCUCCGGGGAAUUUGCCUUUUGCCUUUUGUCUUUUCAUUAAUUAUGCAUACAUAUGCACGUGGAUGCAUGUGCAUAAGACAACACUUGAAAGACACAGUUUUCUGGGUACCAUCACGUGGUCUGAAAUAGGAAAACUAAAGAGACAAGCUAAAAUGGUCUAUUAUCCCUUAGUUUGUUACUUGGGCUCGGAAAUGAUGCUCUUGUUGGAGGGGCAACUAAAAAUCUUGUUCCUUCACUAAGUUUGACAAAAUUAAACAGUAUUCUAAAAUUAUUCAGUAAUCAAAAAUUGAUUGGUAAUUAAAAUUUAUUACCAAUAAUGAUUAUCUCAGUAAUCUUUAAAUGUACAAUUUCCGCUGAUCUGUAGCUAAACUAGUAAGGUGUAACAAUCAUAAGGGCUCUGCUCUAUCUCUGACAUAUCGUUGUAGAUGUUUUUGUUAGACAUGGUGACUUGUAAGACUUUUAUCUUUGUGUAAAUCAUCUUCAAUUUGUAGAUUUCACAUCGGCACAUUUAGCAAUGAUAUGCAGUAAACACUCAACCUCUUUUUAUGAUAAUCAUGCUUUAAUUGUAACGACUGAUUGAGGGUAGAUAAAUAAUUGUUCACAUUUAAAAUGGUAAUUAUUUAAAUUAUUUGAUACCAAUAUUAUCUCACUUAUUUUUUAUUAUCUCACUUAUUUUUCUAGGUUCUGAGUCCUAUUCAGGUGAGAAUCCAAUUUUGAAAGGCAUACAAAAUAUCAUAACUUAGGCGUCCAUCUUUUGACUUUUUCUUAGCCUGCGAAUACAGCCCUCCCCCUCCUUCCUUGCCGCUUAAAACGUUUCGUAGUAUCUCCUGUAAAACGUCCCUCAGGGGCACCCAAUGACUAUAUUCUGUAAAAUAUCUGUUCGAGAGAGCAAAUAUUGCCUAGAAGUUUCUAAAGCUUGAGAAAGGCUAAAAAUUUCUGGAUAACUGUUCCAUUCGUCUAAAAUAUUCAGAGAUUUUCUAAUAGCUUAACUGCGAUUUUUGGAGGUUGUGUUUUCACAUUUUAAUAUCAAAAUAUUGCGAUUAUUGUUUAAAAAAAGGCCUCCUAAAACUUUCGGAAUAAAGACAAAACGUCCCCUACAAUUUUGUAUGAAAGCAAGGUUACUUCAUGUCCUCGAACUUUCGCCCGGACCCAUGACGGCAGCUAACACUUUCGGAUGAGACGAAAAAAACACCUAAAACUUUCGUGGCAACCAAAGUUCCCCUAAGACAUCCUAACAGAUAAAUAGUUUUUAGGCCAACUCUGAAUUUGACCAAACAGGCCUCUAAAGAAUAGAGAAAACCAUCUGAGACACUUCUGGCGUAUUUGGAAACAUUCGGUCGUUGGGUGCCCCUGGUCCCUAGCCGCGAGAAACGAGGAGAGACAGUUAUAUUCGCAGGCUGUGUUUUUGUUUGUUUAGUUUGUUGUCUCUAUACGUUUUAAGAGUAAAUAAAAUUAAAUAUCACUUGUAGGAAACAAGUGUGAACCUCAACCGUGUGAGAAUGGAGCUAAGUGCAUUCGAGACAGCAAGAGACUAGAUGGAUAUAGGUGUAAAUGUACAUCAGAUUUUACUGGGCGAAACUGUCAAGGUAACACACUGAUUUUUAAAAAAAUCCUUUUUAUAUGUCAGGAUUUAUGAUUGAUUAUCACAAUUAGUGCCCCAUUUUACACCAAUUAAACAUGUUUUAUUAAGCCAGGUUUAAAAAAAAUUGGAAAACGUAAAUGGAAAACUGGAGUACAUACAUAUAUACAAGAUUAAAACAAACUUUAACAUUCUCUGUAAUUUUCACAUGAUUUGGAAUAGCCAUAAGUCAGUAAGCAGCUUUUAUGAGGAAAACAAUUUUAAACCAUGUUGAACUAAACAGCUAUUAAACGUGUUUAAGCUGUGGUGUGAAUAGGGUAUGUCGUCUCUCGCCUUUUGGCAGCGAUGGAAGUAACUCGAUGGCAAGUUCAACAAUUAUUCCUCGAGCCCGAACGGGCUCUGAGUCAAUAGGCCUCAUUAACUCAGAGGCCAUGACGGCGAGAGGAAUAAUUGUUUUAGUAAAAUCUAACUAUUUGGUCAAAAAUAUCGAGAAUAAAAAAAUUUUAGCUAGUUAAAGCUAGACUUUAACCCUUUUUUGCCGCCAAAAAGCCCGCGCUUUUCGCUACUAUUGGGCUAUAACAAAUAGCCUAGUAGUAGCUCAACCAAUCAGAACGCAGCAUUGAUAAUAGACAACUAGUAGGAUUUUACUGACAAAUGAUAUUUGGCUGCUGCAACUGACGGAUAUAACUGGGCGAUUUACACUCAACCAAAACUUUCGAAAAUUUGGAACCAGAAGCAAAUGGUUCAAAAAUUUCACAAAAAAGUUUCCAGAAAUUCCAGAAACUGUUUUAUUUCCGAAAUACGAACCAUUUCACCGAAAUUCCGGGAGCAAAAUUAAAUGGAAAGAAAACUUCCGGGAAAAAAUUUUCAAAAAGUUGGAUAUAACUCGCGAGGUUGUCCUCCUUUUUGAAAAUUUUGGAAAAUGCUGUUCGUUUCGCUACUGGAAGUUGCCAAAAAUUCAAAGCAGACGUUUGGGUUGAAUGGAAAGCGCCAAAUAAUAAAUAAUAGGUUAUUUUGCAUAAAGAAAUCGAUCAGGAUUAAAGUUUAUGUACGCGUAUUUCUUGGAUUAAGAACAAUACAUAAGUGGUAUACUUUAAGUAAGUCGCGAUUUGUAGGUGUAGCUACGUUCCCAGACGCUCUGACAAUCUAAAUACAUUACUAUUGUAUAUAAAAUCUUGAUUUCUUUUUCUCUUUUUUAAUUUCAAGUGUCCAAGCCAGACGCUGAAAAUCCAGUCGUUAAGAGAGCAAAAAUCCCCAAACCCGAACUCAAGACUGGCAGCGAAGAUUAUCAGAAAAAUGCCAGUUCUCUCAGCAUCAUUGGUGAGCUUUUGGUUUAGUUUACAUUAACUUCGUUUGCACUGAAAAUAGCCUAUAAUAGUAAAGAGAGCGAACACACACAUGAUUCUUCAUUCCAUAAAGAAUCCAUUUAAGCGUUAUUUAAGCGACAAAAAUGUUAUGUUUUAAAACGUUUAUUUUUUUCAGCUUCGAAAUCCCCGUGAAACAGCUUUUUAGAAACGCUCUCUGGAUAUCCCAUGAUGAAAAAGCCACAAUUUUGCGCCAAAUAUGUGACUUCAUUUUCCUCGCAAACAUGUCAAGAUUUGAAAAAGUGAAAAAAGAAUGUUUUGGUAAAUAAUGAUUUUCAUUUUCGAGGCACUUGCGUGAAAGCCUAGAAAGAUAUCCAAACAUGAUUUGAAUUUCUCGCCAUUUUAUUGCGAAAAUUAUAUACGAGGAAUUAUAAAUCUCCUACAUAGGCCUAAUUUGGCCUAUAUAGGAGAUUCGAGUUCUCUAACAGUUAUUCGUUUAUUUAAUUUUCUCUUGAGAGACAAUACAAAACACGACUAUUACUUUUAGUAGGGUUUGCAGAUGGUCCCAAGUGACAAACUAGAUACAUUCUUUCUAACAGAAAACAUACCAGAAGAAAAGAAGCAAGAUGUGCUCUUACUUUUCCAAAAAGUCGGUUGUUACAAGGAUGAGAGCGUCCGACAUGAUCUGCCUGACAGAGCCAUAGUGAAAUCUGUGUCACAAGAAGACUGCGUACGAUCAUGCGCAUUAGAGGAGAAGGGCUAUUCGUACUUUGGACUUCAGAACUCUGACACAUGUUACUGCGGGCACAGAUAUGGCAAAUACGGCAAAGCGGAUGAGGCAAAUUGUAACAUGCCGUGCACAGGAAAUGACAAAGAAAACUGUGGCGGUAAUUCUACAAAUAUGGUGUAUUUCUUUGGUCUAGGUAAGUAAAACAUAACUAUCGUGAUGAAUAAGAAAAAAUAUUUACGUUUACGUUAUUUCACGAGUAAGACUUAGCCAAGAUGAAACACAGCAAAAUGAACAAAUGAGGCGAUGAGCUUUAUUCACGUUUUGCUGAAGUUCCUCCUUUUAUUCCGUAUCUUAUCUUUGUUCGUGUCUUAACUCGUCUGGUUUUAACAUAACCUUGUGCGUGUUCAAAUUUCCGUCGCUACAAGAAAAGACAGUGGGCACUUACCAUUUACAUGGAGAAUGGAAAAUCCAAUGGUUCGAUCGCGUCAUUCCGUUUUGGAAGCUUCAGAAAAUAUGGGCAAUACUUUUCAAGCCGUUUUGUCACGACAGUCAAACCCCGUUAAUACGGACACCGAGGGGGCCAAAAGUGUCCAUAUUUUAAUACGGGAUGUCCGUACUAAACGGGUGGAUAAGGACUUUAAGCAACGACUACGGAAUGGUCUAGUACGGUGACCGGAAGUACCUUUUUCCCGCCACGCGUCAAUGCCUCAAGUUUAAGAAACCACGACUGCGACAGCGGUCAAAACAUCACUUUUUAGCAAAAAUUAAAUUCGCAUUCUUUCAACCUUUUUCGCGACUAUUACAAGUCGCUCAGUAGGCAAAUUCAUAGAGGAAAAAAGUUCGUCUACGUUUGUUUACGUCCUCAUUAAAACUUGAAAUUAGACAUUUUCACGUUGUGUCGUGAAGUGAUGGCAAAGAAAAGUUAAUAAAACAAUAAGACGCACGUGCAAAGUUGUUGAUUUGCUAAUUAACAAUUAUUCCUCGAGCCCGAAUGGUCUCGGAGUCAACAGGCCAUGAGGCCGAAGGCCGAAUGGGCUAUUGAUUCAGGGGCCAUGAGGGCGAGAGGAAUAAUUGUUUUAGUAAAAUCCAACUAGUUGGUCAAAAAUAUCGAGGAGAAACAACUUUAGCUAGCAAAAUGCGAUUCAGCCGCCAUUGUUUUGAUUUUCAAAGCAGGCGCUUUUCGCUACUAGUGGGCUAUAACAUAUGGCCUAGUAGUAGCUCAACCAAUCAGAACGCAGCAUUGAUAAUAGAUUACUAGUUGGAUUUUACUAAUUAAACUUAGUGACUGGCCGUACUCCGCUUCCCGAUUACGUAGAAGAUCAUAGCGGGCCGUAGUGUCUAGUACAUACAGUAUUUAGUUGUAUUUUACGUGCUUAGAACAACAGUGUAUAUUUGAAACAGAAUCGCAAGAUAUACGCAUUGUAUCCUUUUUUGGUCAUCCUUGGAAAUUUCCGAAGGCUCAUUUUUCAAUUAUGAGCCCCAAAUUUCAGUGUCAAACACGAAACCCAAGUGAGAAAUACAGACGCAAAAUACAGUUGACGGGAAAGAGGAUAUUUCAUGGGGGAUAUCAUAUCACCAAGUGGUGUGAAUAAGACUGAUAAAACACAAGCAAGCCCUGAAUUUGCCCAUGUAUCGCCCUUUUUCAUGAAUGUUUUUUUAAACAUUUCCUUGCGGUGGGGGGUCACUGCACGGCUUCAACCUCAGGAGAGUUCGUAAGAGCUAUCUUUUCCCAGGGACAAAGCAAACUGUCCGUGAUAUCGUGGUGUCCGUAAAGCGGAGUUUGACCGUAUGUGGUAUAUUGCUACGUCAUUUAACCUCAUCUGACGUGUCUUCAGGUACCAACUACACUAUUAGCAGUUUGACUGGAGACAUGGAUGGAGCUGACACAGACGCUAAUGUCUACAUCACAUUAUAUGGAGAGAAGGGAGACUCGGGAUUCAGAAAAUUGGACACUAAACAUUUUUCAAGAGGAAAGUAAGUACUCGUUCAUAUCUAGUACAAGUAAGUUAUUCCCAUGAAGACAGAUUAGCCACAUCAUUCUCUGGGUUUGGUUAGCGCCGGUUAUUUUUAGUGCGAAGGAGGAAAUCUCGAGCGAGGCGCGCGAGGCAUUCCUGUUUCCCUCGCACACUUCGCGCGCCUUAUAAAAGUAAUCAAUAAACUGACGCCUGUCACGAAGGGUUGGGCUUGAUUAGACUCGGGAAGGCUCGAUUAAGUUCGGUUAGUCAUUCACACAUGCUCGGCUUGGGUCGGAGAAAGAGUAGGUAACAAACUCAAAGAGCUCAAAAGCUUGCAAAGUAGUUUAUGUUAUUCUUAUUUAAAUAGGCUAGAUCACAAAUCGAUCUUUCAUGUACCUCCCAUGCACUGGAAAGGGUAGGCUGAAAAUCAGGAUCACUAACCUUCUUUAUGACGCAAAAGGAAAACAGGAGUUAUCACACGAUGAGGGCGUCUACCAGUGUUUUCCGGUCGGCCUUUAUUUUUGGCAUUAUAUUAUAUAUUCGAGGACGAUGACAAGGACGAAUAUGAGGACCAGAUUUGGCUCAAAUUGUUUUUCGCGCAGUCUCAAAAAAUAGACAGCCCGGAAAGCUUUAUUUAACUUCUUUUGUUUUUAACCAGAAAAGUUAACAAGGUUUUUUUUGUUAAUGAGGGAGAUUAAACCCUCUCACAAUCGUAAAAUGAAAAAUACCAGUAAUAAAAACAUUUGAUACUCCUUGCUUCUGCCACUACAACAUUUUCACUAAACACUUAGUCGCAUGACAAGGACUACCACGUUUUCCCACCAAAAUGACGCUGGUUCACGCGCGCGCGCACCCACCAUUUAGAAUUGAGAAAUUCUUGUCCUUGUCUUAGAAUCUAAAGGCCACAUUUUUUUCAUAUUUGGCACGACUUCUUAAAUGUGGUGGUUCCAAUUUAAAUCGCUGCCUUGAAGAAAUGAUAUGGGCAUCAUGAACUUAGCUAUUUAACGAUCCUAAGAAAGUGUUAAAUUGCUGCACUAUUUUCUGAAAUGGUAUUUUUAAUCCAAGUCAGUGAACAAUAACCAUUCUUUCAUUUUAUUUUCUUUCUUGAAGAAGUGAAAAUAACACUCUGAUGUUACCGGAUCUUGGUAAACUCAGGCAAGUCAGAAUAUUACAUGAUAACUCCGGAUCAAAUCCCAGUUGGUUCCUGGAAAAGGUAAGGGAAAUUUUUUAACAGAAUAAAGGAUAAGGAAAACUACGUGUUGUACAGUUUUACACGCGAGUCUCCAGGCUCAGACUCAAAGUAACAUAAAAUAAGAAAGGAAAAAAAAACGAAUUUUUUGUAAUUUGAAACAAAUGCGCAUUUUUUAAGUUUUAGACUUCAAUUACACACAUUUCUGGGGCUUUUUCAGUUUUGUUAGCCUUGAAAACUUUACUCGUCCUUAUUUAUUCUAACUCGCAAUGGGAAUGAUGUGAUUACCGGUGCGAAUUAUCGCCCGAGUUCAAUGUAGUACCCAUCUUCAAAUUACCGCUCUUCUCUGGCCUCGCUUCAGAAAGUCAGUAAGCGCCCCGGGCACUAAUUUGAGCAUGAUAUACGGUCACUGAAGUUGACAUGUUAAACAUUAACUUUGAAGUUAUCUUUUAAGUUUUAAGUUUUUCCUUAUCGCGUAUUCGUUAAAUAAAUUUUGUUAGUUUUGAUGUAGAUAAGUAGGACGGAGCUAAAGGCGAGCUGUAAGGGGCUGAGAAUUAUUUUACAAGAGCAGCACGUAUUGAGCGAAAAGAAAGAAAAAGACGUAAACGACCGUUGAAAUACAAAAGAAAUAUAUUCUAUAGUACACACUCAGGGCCUGACUGUACUACGAAACGCGGUUGCGAAAACAUUGUUCGGGGCGCAUGAGCUUCUCAGUUUAGCCCCCAGAAAAACUAGAUGUCGCGGAUGCCUAAACUCUAAUAAAAGAUGCCAAAUCCAAUCCCAGACAUUCGUGUUUUACAGAUAUGUACGUCUAGGGUCCAGUUCCUCGAGGGCCGACCGAACCCAGUAAUUUUAACUUUCUUAUAGACUGGUUAGGACUGUCAUUUUGGGAUAACAUUACCGGCUCUCUAAGUGAAAGCUCGAGAAGGUUUUAUAAGCUCAAUUUACAUAUAUAGAGGAUAUUACACGGUGGCGCGAAGAUAUGAAUUUUAUUUUCGAGUGGCAAAAGAAUAUUUACGAACGCGCGCGGCGAGUGAGUAAAAUAUUGUUUUUGCCACGAGAAAAUAAAUUUUAUAGCUUCAAGCCACUGUGUAAUGUUCUUUCUAUUAUAUAGACAAAAAUACAUUGAUAAAAUAAUAGGGGGAAAUUACUGAAAUUACAUCAUCGAUAAACUCACUUGUGAUAUAUGGAAAAUAAACCACUCGGGUCCUGGAUGUAGUAUUAUGAAUUUUACGAGAGGUAUAUUUUCCAAUAAAACACUCGUGUCUAUAUAAUAAUACCUGAUAAGCAAAUGUGGUUUACAACUCUGCUUGAUUCUGGGUUAAAGUUAACCCCCAGCCAGAUGAGUAGUUCUUAUAAAAGCCAUCAUGAAUAAAACUUCGCCUGAAAAUAUGAAGUAUUAUGAAAAUGGCAAGUACGAAAUACUCGUUAAAUAAACCUACGUUAAAUCUUUGACAAAAAUGUCACGGACGCAAAUCAGUUUAGCCACAUUAUACCAAAAAAAUGUUGUUACAUCAUCACAAUGUUUUCCAGUUUUCAUAGGCUUUAGUAGCUUGAAUUUCAGACAUCCCUUCGAGUCACAUACUCCCAUCAGGGACGUCUGAAUCGACGAGCAGUUGAUGCCGUCCAGUGACGUCACUACCCGAAAACCGGGUAGUGGUUUUGAUCGGUUGAUUGUCCGAACAUUCGCAUAAUUAUGUUUAAUUAUGAAUGCUUGCGUGAAGUUCAAAAUUUCGACAAUCUUUGUUGUAAAAAGUAGAAUAGCCCUAGCCUCUGAAAAACAAAGAAUCAAUGCGGAAAGACGGUAGGUUUACAUUUAGGGAGCCGCUUUGUGAGAUUUAUGACUAGCUUCUGUCUAGCUAGCAAAUUUUCGAACACGAACACGUUUGAUUGCUGAAUUAUGGCGCUAUACGAAGCAAAAGAUUCGUUCAGAGUAUUGCAUGUAGUUAACAGUUUGAACGUUUAAAAUGAAUCACGAUUUACGAAUAAACCAAUUAUGUACCAUUUAGACUUCCGGACGAUAUUUCUUUGUUUGCCAGUUGAAAAUCGUGUUUUGUUUUUUGCAUGAAUUAAAGCAAAGUAGUAGUGACGCCACUGGACGGCAUUAGCGGCUGAUAUGGAUAUGUGACUCAAAGGGGUGUCUGAAACUCAGGCUAAGGGUUUGGAAGCCUAAGGUACAAACAAGGCAAAAAAAAAAGCAUUUAAGCUUUAUUCUUCAAAACUCCAGAUCACGGUAACGGACGAAAAUGGUCAAAGGUACGAGUUUCCUUGCAAGGAAUGGCUGAGUGAAACACAAGGCGGAGGCAAAACAGAACGUCUCCUAAGACUACAGCACACAUAGUGCCCGUUACUGCGCAUGCUAGUAAGGUAAUGACAGGUUGCAUAUUUCAAUAUAAGCCAUACAGUAAUAGACUUUGAGGUAAAAAAAAAUACGCUGGGAGAGCGUAUACUUGGGCGCACAAAUGAGUCCACAACAAGUUUUGUGGAAAAAAAACAUGCGACGACCAUGUCGUUUUUUGACACGUAACUCGGUCGCAGAGUUAAACGUUGAAAUGUAUCAUGUCGUAAGGCUUUUCUAUGUAGUAGCUUUCUAGUUCCUUAAAGAUGCUGAUUAAGGUCCAGCAAAACAAACAGAAAGAUGGAACUUCGCAAAGUCGUGAAAUUUUACUGAUGUUUGCGGUAUUGGGGUGGGGGGGUCAAGUUUUUCUCCCUUCCCCCAACCUACAAAUGUCUGCAUAGAUUUAGCGAGAUUGUGGGGCCAGAUCAUUUCGUAAGUUUUCAACAUAUCACUUUCAGACUUGAAAUCUUUUUAUGUUAUUAGUUUAAUUCGCUCUUCCAGUUGUGUCGAUGGAUUUUCUCCAGCUGGUACAGGUCAAAAGUCGAAAAAAAAAGAGAAAAGGUCUAUUGAUUUUUUCUAUAACACGAUAGCCCCAGGACAGUCCUUCCGUUAGGAAAUGAGACGAAAAGAGAGGAAGAUCUCCUCCCUCCCUCCCUCCCUCCUUCUCUCUUUGCUCUUUUUUCCUCUUACCCGUCCCCUCGCUAUGUUUUUGCGCUUCCUCCAUCAAGAGAUCCGCCCCACAGUUCGGAUAAUGCGAAGAAUAAAUGAUCGGCACAGGAGACCGAAGCUCGGUACAAAAGGGGUCGAAGUAACCCUUUAAAACCGCGCCUUUGUGAAUAAAAGUAACAUUUGACAUUUUCACUUCUCUAGGAUAUCUUUAAAAAUUAAAAAUUCGCUGCAUUUUUUUUUUUAUCUUCAAUGUUUACUGUUGUUGCUUUGAAACAACAUUUCCUUUUUUUUGUCCUCCGUUUUCUGCGUUAAACAAGAAAGGCCUUUUCUUAACCAAACUGUUUGUUUUGUUUGACCUUAAGAAAGUAGUUUAGGUUCUAACUUUAUGAGAGUAAAAUUCACAAUUUUUAUUUUUUAUGUGAAUUGUUUUUAACUCUCAUAAUUUAUUCACGGGAUUACCCUCCGCUGAUGCCCGGCAUUAAGUAUUUUUAAAAAUGAAAAAGUCCUGAGGAUGAUCAACAUCAAUUUUCACUUAAAAAAAUUUCAUACAUUAUUAAGAGAAAAGGUUAUGAGAGUUCUCAAAUUAUGUAAGGAAAUGUGAUAUGUGGACAUUGGGGCUUAAACGGUUUACGUGUAGUGUACUAUGCACUCUGCUUUGAAUACUACAUCCAAUAGUUGAGAAAUGAACCUUUAAAUUUUGAGCACAUUUCACAGUAAAAAGUUCAAGUCUGAACACGCUAGGCAACAUGUCGCUGCAAAACGUCGCGGUGACAAACCACUCCUUGUGUACAGGUCGGACUACAAGUCUCAGCAGCACAUCGUGGUGACAAGAAGAAAAAAAGAGAAAAACAUCGCGGUGACAAAUCGCUUCGUGUAUACCUGGGAAUUUUGUCUCCGUGACCAAAUUUUCUCGCUGCACAAAUACGAAAUUUUGUGCGACUUGUUGCAGAGACAAAAAUUUUGUCGAGGAGACAACGAUUUUCCCACAAAUUCUCCAGUACGAAACGAUUUGUCGCUAAAAGAUGUUGCAGCGACAUAUCGCCUAGUAUGGUCCGACCUUUAAGGCAGAAAGGCUUCAAGAGGAGAAUGAUAAAUUUAUAGAUAAGUCUGCAUAAAAUAAUUAUCUAUUUUUCCAACUUAUUUUUCAAGCUUGAUAUAGAACCUUGUAAAGAUAGUGAAGAUUAAUUUCAAUAAUAUCAGUAAUGAAAUAUCUAUACUUUGCUACAAAAUACCAGUUGUUGUAUGAAUGAGUUUUAAAUCAUUUUUUAAUAAAUCUCCUCCGACUUAUGUUUAGAUAAACACCGCCAUUUCAAAAACGUGUUUAUGUUCGUUGCGUUGUUAGUCAUAUAAAGCCUUGCUUCCACGUCUUGUUUCUUUACUUAUAGUUUUAGUUUACUCGUAUUAUUCUGUGGAUUCCAAUAAUUCUCUUUCUUACUUGACCAACAGAUUCCUGUUUCACGACUUGAAAGACAAUAAAACACACGACCGCUGACCGAUACAGAAACAAACACAAACAGAACGGCCAUGUGACCUAUUUUUACCUCCGGUCUAUAGCAGGGUUAACAGAUACAGUAAUUUUAAUACUGCUUGGGCACCUAGCCUUUUCUUAAGGCAUAUCAUUAAGUCCAAGGAAUUGACAGUGUAAGUCUUGGAUUUGACCGAGCUAUUAAGGCAAGUUAUAAACGAAAAUGGGCGUUUUCGUGAGCUGUACGAAUCCUGCGAACCCCGCCAUGGGUUUGCUGAAGACGUUUUGUGCAUUUAAGCAUAAUAAACAUUAUCAAGCUCCGUUUGCUGUGAUUACAGCGCCAUUUAAUAAAACUAAGGGGAGUCAUUAUUUAGCACAGCUUCGAAUCGUUAAUUAGCACGGACGGUUGCAUUUGUCCGGUGUUAAUUCCCGUCAGCUCUGUCGCUCAAGUAUCCAAACAAAAGCCAUGUUUGAUCCAAUUCAGGCGAAUUCGAACUGUAUUCAUAAGCAAUUUUAAAUUGACCUUGAGAACCCUCGUUUUUUCUCUUUUGGACGAUGUAAAUUUUCCUGAACUAACCAUAGACAAGAUUCACUAGGCUAGUUCACUCGGGGAUUAAUACCAACUUUCUUACGGAAUUCUAUCGGCUCAUUUAGAUUGUAUCUUAUCAAACUAACUGGGUGACUUUGAGCUUCUAUUCAAAGCAAGCAAGAAGAAUACUUGCUUAUUAAAACC
This is a messenger RNA of Porites lobata, 83240 nucleotides long. The record is from the annotation of a GenBank genome assembly. NCBI's taxonomy places the organism in Eukaryota, Metazoa, Cnidaria, Anthozoa, Scleractinia, Poritidae.